AUGAUCGAGAAUGGAGGUCAGAGUGGCCGCUAGUUCUCCAGGAACAGACACUGACAGGAGGGCUGGUUGCUUCCAGAUUCUCAGUUCUCCUUGCUUUCUAUUUUCCAAUUCCGCACAGGCACACAGGAAGAUUUUCGUUUAAUGUCUUUCACAACUGUGGGAAGCUCAGUAUUUGAGCAUACAGUGUGUGCAGUGUGUGUGUGGGAAAGACAGAGGAAGGGGGAUUGUCUCUGGCUGUAGGCCUCAUGCAGGCCUGCCAGAUCUAUAGGCUUUAGCAGCUGGCAUGGGAUUCAACGUCCUGGAAGCCCUUCACAGCCUACGCUCCAGGGAGGGGUUGUCUCUCCCAACUCACCCCUAUAAGCCAGCUCUGUGUCUGGCUGGGAGAGCUGCCCUGGCUCUGGCUCCCCACCCUCUCCUCUCUCCAUCAGAACAGAGGAGCUGGGAUCAGUCAGGCUCCCUGGGCCAGUCUCAGUCCAGGAACAACCCAUUCGCCCUAGUAGAUAUGAAUGGAUUGGAUAGGUAGGCUAUACCGCAAUAUGGCAAUCAGAAGGCAAGCUAGAGCCGCUACCAUAUGGUUUUAAGCCGUGGCUCCAAAACUGUGGAUGUGUCUUUUUCCCCACUGUACCGGAGAGGUGCAUUAGAGCAUGUAAAACAGUCAAAGCCCUGUCACAUCCAGACUGGCCAUUUUAUUUUUAUUAUCACAUAAAGCCGUCCACAUUAGCUGAUCGCCUCACUGUCCGUAUGGAGAUCGGGUCCUAUUUAAACACGCAGUUGAUCACUUAAUGGCUUCCAUGAGCCAUUGUUUCUCUCCCCGAGUUCAGCUGACAUCAUGGAACACUGGGGUGUCUAUGGAAAACUGCUCCCUACAUUUCCCCUUAAACCCCUUUCUCUUCAGCCACGCACUCCAGCAGAAUAAUAGGAUCAGUAUGAGUGGGUAGUGAGCCCAGUUAGGGUACUUUCCACUGGUGAGUUGAAUAAGAGUCCGUCCAGCUGUAUAGUAGUGAAAACACAAGACAUGUUAGAGACGGCAGAUCUGGGACCGCUCCAAUGGAAGACCUCUGUGUGACUCAUUCUAACCAGAGCCAAAGAGUCAGGAGGAAUCACAGGGAUCUAUAGAGACCCAUUAAACCCGCACCGCUGUAUGAGAGAUACAUACAUAAUCCACUCAACUUCUGUGAGGGAUCUAUAUGUCAUUCAGAACUAUACAUGAUAUUGGAGAGAUCUGACCACCUUGUGUUAUGUAGCCAAAAUCUUUAUGACUGCAAUUACACCCACUAAGAACCAGGACAUCAUGAUGAAUUGGAAAGAAACCUAAGAUUGCAUUCAGGAUCAUUCUGUGCUUAACAAACUUUAACAUGUAGACAUUGAUAUAGUGUUGUCUUUUUUGAGCGUCAUAGUUAUUCCAGUUAAUAGCGCAAAUUAUAGUGCAGGAUUACUCAUAGCCACUGUUGACAAGGACGGUUACACGGUUACCAGUUUAGAGUUUCCCAGAUGUUUUGCUUGAGAACAGCACCCUUCUGUUUAUUCAGAAGAUGGAAGAUGUUUCCAUGUUCCAGUAUCUAUCCCUCCUCUCACUACCCUUUACCCACUUGGCUCAUCCAAGACGCUUACUCACCCACUCCUCUCCCAUAUCAUCUCUCUCUCUCACUCCCCCACCUCCCCCUCUCUUUAUAUCCUCCCUUUCCCCUUGCUCUUCCUUUCCAUUUGUCUCUUUGUUCCUCUCUCUCCUACCCUCCCCCCUCUCCCUCUCCAGCCGUCUCUCUUCCUGUCUCUGUGACCCGUGCAGGACUGGGCUGUGUUCACAUACCUGUAGAGUGAGGUCACUGUGAGGGCCAGCUAUGGGCCCCUGGAGUCCUGUAGCUGUUGGCUUCACUGGGCCGGGCAUGCAGGCAGGCGCACAUGCUCACAGACCCAACCGAGUGAUCGCAGUUGGCCUCGCUUAUGUUUUCCCUCGCUUUCUCAACCUCCUCCGUCCGUUUUCUAAAGGUUAUUUGUCAUUUUCAAUUGCCUUUGAUGUGGCUGCCAUGAACCGUCUGGGUUGUGUGUUGUGUGUAGUGUUUCUGCGGUGGGGUAGCUCUAUUCUGGAUGCACGUGAGCUGCAGUCUCGUGGCACUUUCUGUUGACAUUGUCUGACAGUGUUUUGUGGUGUGCCUGCCUUGUCGUAGGACAUUCCUUAGGUCUUUCAUUUUCUUGCUCUCAUGUUACAUUUGGUGACACUGUCAUGUUGCUGUGCCUCUGCCUUGACUUGAAAACUGGAAGUCUGCCCAUCUGAUAAACAGGCAUUUGGCCACACUACCAGGGAAGGCAAGCUGCAGCGGAGUGCAGAGAUCAUAUUGGCGCCACUGCCUCUUAUUAUUUGUCAAAGCACUGCUUUGUCUGAGUGAGAGGAGCCUUCAACUGACUGGGUUGGUUUCUCUGGGGCGCUGCUUGUCACAGUCACUGCCUUGCUACGUGUUUUCAGAAGCACCACUACACUGAAAACACUGUAAUUGCCUGGAGGGUGGAAAGAAUUGCGAUCCAUUAGCUCUGAUAUUAGACAGAUCCACUGUGAGUGUGUUGCUCAUGACCUGUGGCAAUUACGCACAUUGGAAACGGCUUUUAAUCAGAUUUGGCCCUGGCAGCAGACACCGAAAACUGUGAUCUGAGAUGAUUCACUGCUGAUCUAAAGCUGAUGUGGGAUAAACUGCUUUACAGACAGGCCCAUACAGUUAAAACAAAUGUAGAUGAUGACAUUUGAGUGUCCACCAGAAAAUGAAAACCACCUGUGUGUAAAAGGUCAGCUCUCUUCAGUGUUCUUCCAUUGCAGGUUUAUGUUCAGUCAGCUUAGCAGGAUUACUCUGUGGAGACCUUUCUAUUUGCCGUACAGUAAACAACCUAAAGUUGAGGAAAAACUGCCAAAGCCCAAGAACAUUUCAAUACAGGAGAGUCCCUGACUGUAAGUCAGUGGAGCUAAAGAGUCCACAUCUCCUCCCUCAGUCAACACAGGAGCUAUAAAACAAUGACAUGCCAGAUGGGAAACAUAGGGCCUCUUUGGCCAGGAGUUGGACUGGGUGUUGUAUAUAUGAAGUGUGACUGUCAAUUGACGUUAAGGAUUAGACUACUGUUGAGUCUACAACGAUGUAAUGGUAAGAUAUUUGAGAGAGUAAGGUGUAACAAGUCUGUUAGUCUUUGCCGUUUGCAAUGCAUAAUUCUGUCAGUAGUUUGGUCCAUGGUUUGGUAUGGUAAAGGAUUGACAGUGAUCAAGACCCUCAAGAAACAACCACUCUUAAUAUUUUCUCUAAUAAAGAGGAAUGAUAUUGAAAUGGAUUUUGGUGGUGAGAUGUGCUCCAGAGACACACAGUUCCCAGAAGUAGCUAUGCAACUCUGAGGGCAAACAUUGGCAGAUUUAUUAAAGACAAAUUAGAGCUUGAGACUUAAUUCAGUGUGAUGUCUGCUGAGUAUAAAUGGCACCUCUAAAUGAGCCAGGUACAGUGAGGGUAGACUGAGUCCAAAGGUGUUUUACCAUAGAGCAUACAUCAGAAGGGCCUGGGCAUAAGAGACCAGCUUUUCACCGUGUUUGACUCUGCACAGGGCACAGACCAAGCUGGGACACACACACUCCGAGUGUGUUCCUCAGAGGUGCGUCACGACCCCAGCUCUGCGGCAUGCUGUUGGUUUUUCCAAUCUCAAUUACCAUAAUUUCCUGAAUCUAUCCGAUGCAUAGUUUGAGAGUCUAUGGGCUCUGCUAUUUAGAGUCGUUGGUGGUGGGAGUCUAGGCUGGGAUGUUAGGGCUUUGACCUUGUAGCAACAACAGAGUGAGGUAGUGGACAGUUCCAGUACAGCUGCUUUUCGAGGAGUGGGUUCUUCCUCUCUCUCGCUCUCUCUCUCCGGAUGGCUCAUAUCCCCCUUGAUCACAUGGGCAUUUCGCUCUGUUUCUGCACCACAGGAUCCCUGAGCUCAGUACUCUGUCUGUCACACUCACGCCACACCUGAUUGACAGAUGUUUGGUGUGCGUGUGUGUGAAAGCGUGUUUGUUUGAGAACGUCUAAUACUGCUCCUUCUCCCAGCCGCUCAUCUCAACAUUGAUUGUUAACAAGGAGAGUCUUCAGUAAUUGAAAAGUGGACACUGUCCAUACAGUAUAAAGCCCCUGACUUAUAGUACUCCUGAUUUGCUGACCUCUACUUUCCUAGUUGGGUGCAAUAGGUAGUGUAGUGUAGCUGCUCAGGUAGGCGGGCAGGCAGGCAGGGGAAUGGAAACACUGUGGUUACGCUACAGAGGAGGUAAACAGACAGCCAGACAGUCAGAGAGACGGAUGAAGGGAGAUGGAAAGACAGAAGGAAACGCAGGAUGAACUUCUCACACUGUUUUAACUUUUCCUUGCUUCAGUUGAGUUGCGACCCAUUUUUCUGCACUGUGUCACCGGCUGGUUUAGUGCGUGUGUACGAGUGUGUGUGUGUGCACAUGCGAGUGAGCAUGCUUGAGAUUCAAUGACUGAGAGAGGGAUUGAUAGAAAGGAAAAAGCUCUUACUACCCUUCCUUUUAGCAGCACAGAUUGACAGUAUACUAAGAGUAGACUAGGGGCAUUUCCCCCCUCUGCUCUCUGUCGAAGCUUGUUGAUUGUGUGAUGAGAAGCUGAUGACCUCACCCUCUGAUCCAGAACCAGCUGAUUAGAGACAGACACAGGACUGCUGGUCUUUGACCAUAAAACCUCACAGCAGCCCUGCAGCAGUCUGUGGUCGUGGUCCCUCAGUGUUGAAAAGAUGAACUUGAAUCACACACAUUCUGAGGUGGACCUCACUCUUGGCUGGGCGGAGACUAGCGACCCAGUAAACCACAGUCAAUUUUGUCACUUUUAUCAGCCCAUCUGAGAAGAGGGAAUACAAAUGUAAUUUAUUUUUCUGUCCAUUAGCUCAGGGUUUCCCAAACUCGGCCCCACCCCCAGCACUACACAGCUGAUUCAAAUAACCAACUCAUCAUCAAGCUUUGCUUAUUUGAUUGAGCUGUGUAGUGCUACGGCAAAAAACAAGACGUGCACGCAGGGGGGCCCCAGGACCGAGUUUGUGAAACCCAGCAUUAGCUCAUGUCACACCCAUUAUGUCAUGCGAGGGUGAGGUAACCAUGGGAAUAUAUACAUUAAGUCAAAACAGUAACUCGCAGUCAUUCGCCCCUCAGCCAAUGUUGUCAGCCUAACUGGUCCAUCCUCAGGAUCAUUGGCAGGUUCUCUGCCACUGUGAGUUUGCUAAAGACAUUACACUGCACAUGACACUUUACAUUUUGCACGUGUGUUAUAUAAAAAUAUAUGUUGUUCCUAUAUGAUCCACAUGAAAGAAGGAGAGCGUGAGAGCUGUUUAAGUUGUACCAGUGGGGGACUCCAUUUCGCUAACAAUUAAGCCAGAGUUAAUAGAAAGGCUCCCUCGAGUGGGCCAGUGAAAUCCUUAGUACAAACAGCGCUGUGCGCCACACGCUAGCUAGCUCAUUGACUCUCACUUAUAGGACAAAGCCUGUCUUUGUUCUCCCAUGCUGGUUGUGUUAAUUAUAGAUCUAUAGCAGACUGUAGGCCGGGGUGGAGGCCUGAGGAUCUGGGACACAGUACUGUACUGGGUACAGUGACUGACUGCAAGGCAUUAUUAUGGUGGAUAUGUUGUGAUGUGUUGGGUGGGCUCGCAGCAGUCAGCUGUGGACACUGUGCAGUGCAGUGUUUCCCUGCAGGGUCUCUGUGGGGCCACCCUCAGCGGGGUCGGUCUGAACCAGAAGCAUCCGCUUUUCAGGGGAAAAGCAGAGAAGAGGUGAAGCCUGAAAACCAGAUGCUUCUGGAUUCUGCCGACCCUGCUCAGGCGUUUCUUUUACGCCUGCUACUUUAGGUUACUGUGGGGCAGACCCAGAGGGCCAGAUGAGAGUUGGUUGUGAGGAUGAAACGCUGUGAGAAGGAUGGUUGUGGCAGGACUCUUAACAAAUGACUGCCUCGCCUGGUUCACCAACUACUUCUCAGAUAGAGUUCAAUGUGUCAAAUCGGAGGGCCUGUUGUCUGGACCUAUGGCAGUCUCUAUGGGGGUGCCACAGGGUUCAAUUCUUGGGCCGACUCUUUUCUCUGUGUAUAUCAAUGACGUCGCUCUUGCUGCUGGUGACUCUCAGAUCCACCUCUACGCAGACGACACCAUUUUGUAUACAUCUGGCCCUUCAUUGGACACUGUGUUAACAAACCUCCAAACGAGCUUCAAUGCCAUACAACACUCCUUCAGUAGCCUCCAACUGCUCUUAAACACUAGUAAAACUAAAUGCAUGCUCUUCAACCGAACGCUGCUUGCACCCGCCCACCCGACUAGAAUCACUACUCUCGACGGGUCUGACCUAGAGUAUGUGGACAACUACAAAUAUCUAGGUGUCUGGUUAGACUGUAAACUCUCCUUCCAGACUCACAUUAAGAAUCUCCAAUCCAAAGUUAAAUCUAGAAUCGGUUUCCUAUUUCGCAACAAAGCCUCCUUCACUCAUGCUGCCAAACAUGCCCUCGUAAAACUGACUAUCCUACCGAUCCUUGACUUCGGCGAUGUCAUUUACAAAAUAGCCUCCAACACUCUACUCAGCAAAUUGGAUGUAGUCUAUCACAGUGCCAUCCGUUUUGUCUCCAAAGCCCCAUAUAAUACCCACCACUGUGACCUGUACGCUCUUGUUGGCUGGUCCUCACUACAUAUUCGUCGCCAAACCCACUGGCUCCAGGCCAUCUAUAAAUCACUGCUAGGCAAAUCCCCACCUUAUCUUAGCUCAUUGGUCACCAUAGCAACACCCACCCGUAGUCUGCGCUCCAGCAGGUAUAUCUCACUGGUCAUCCCCAAAGCCAACACCUCUUUUGGCCGCAAUUCCUUCCAGUUCUCUGCUGCCAAUGACUGGAACAAAUUGCAAAAAUCUCUGAAGCUGGAGACACUUAUCUCCCUCACUAACUUUAAGCAUCAGUUGUCAGAGCACCUUACCGAUCACUGCACCUGUACACAGCCCAUCUGAAAUUAGCCCGCCCAACUACCUCAUCCCUAUAUUGUUAUUUAUUUUGCUCAUUUGUACCCCAGUAUCUCUAUUUGCACAUCAUCUCUUGCACAUCUAUCAUUCCAGUGUUAAUACUAAUUGUAAUUAUUUUGCACUAUAGCCUAUUUAUUGCCUUACCUCCAUAACUUGCUACAUUUGCACACACUGUAUAUAUAUGUAUUUCUGUUGUAUUUUUGACUUUGUUUUGUUUUACCCCAUAUGUAGCUCUGUGUUGUUGUUUUUAUCGCACUGCUUUGCUUUAUCUUGGCCAGGUCGCAGUUGUAAAUGAGAACUUGUUCUCAACUGGUUUACCUGGUUAAAUAAAGGUUAAAUAAAAAAAUAAAAAAAUAAAAUAAAAAAAAGGCCUGGUUAGGAUCCAGAGCCCAAGGGGCAGAGCACAGCACAGGGGAUCAGAGCGCUGGGCUCCCAGCUCCCCCUUCCAGUCUCAGAGCUCAGCUGGGAAGAGGAGAGAGAAGAGGGGGUGUGAAGGCAGCCCUGGAAAGCCCUCGUGUCCCCUGGCAGCCGCUCAAAUGACCAGCAGCUAGCUAGUUCACUGAACACAGGCUGAGUAACAAGCUUAUGCCUGGAUAAUCACAGGGUCUGGUGUAAUAUCAGCAUAAUAAUAAUCAAUCAGCAUUAUUAAAGCAAUAUUUAGUGCAGAGCAGGCCACGGUUGGCUUGCCAUCCAGCACUGUGUUACUGUUCACACAGUCCAGCCCUGCAACUUUCACAGGGACAGGAGAGAGCCCUGCCUGUAUGUAAACUCAUUAGAUGUUCCACUGUUUUCCAGUAAGGGAGGUGUGUGUGGUUGUGUGAGGCAUGCGGUUACAAACCAAUACAAGGGUCAGAGGGUGUCAGGGAGACUUGUUGAUGACCUCAAUUCACAGAUUUGUACCUAGAUCAUUCAACCACUCAGAAAUAUUGCUGUGUAGUAGUCAUUGACUGUAAUGUUUGUCUGUGUUGUGCCUGUCCUCUGACCUCUGUGUCCCUCUGUGUGUCCCCAGCCUGCCUGUUUCGCUACAAUGGUCUGUCUCUGGUCUACCUGCUCUACCUGCUGCUACUGCCAUGGUUCCUGUGGCCUAACAAACACACACUACGAGGUAAGACGACACGCCAAUCCUUCCCUUCAUUUGGCAACUCCUGCUUGUUUUGUAGUUUCAGGUGUGGGUGGGUAGGUGUGGUUGUAAGUGGGAACGCCAAGAUCUCUCACCGCAGCAUUGACGUUGAUCAAAUGGUGCAAUGUUUGGAAGUUGUGCAAUAUAACAGAAGAGCCGGAAAAAACAUGAAUGAUGAAACAAUGAAACAGGCUUUCAGAGCAUGGUUCACAUCCUCAUACAUACCACAGCAUCUGUAUUGGAGUUUGUUUCAGACAGACAGCUUCCGUACUUCAAUCUAUAUUUUACCACCAAACCUAUGAGGACUGGGCUGCAACUCUGAUACCCUCCAGUAAAUACAGGAUAUUUGGGGGUUUAUAAGUGAUUGGUUUUUUCUCUCAGCUAUUUAAGCUAUAAGGCCAGAGGGGGUGUGGUAAAUGGCCAAUAUACCACGGCUAAGGGCUGUUCUUACGCACAACGCAACGCGAAGUGCCUGGAUACAGCCCUAAGCCGUGGUAUAUUGGCCAUAUACCACUAACCCCCGAGGUGCCUUAUUGCUUUUAUAAACUGGUUGCCAACACAGUAAGGCAAGGAACUACACAACUAAAUUGAAAAUGUUGCUUUAAUAAAUAAAUUCAUAAUAAAUAGAUUCCGCCAGAAAAAGUAGUCCGGACAAAAUACUCGUUGCUAGACUGGUUGCUAUGCAACAACCACAGGCUAGGUAGCAAGCUUACAUUAAAUGUAUGCAAAAACCGAGCUUAGCGCCACUUCUAGAGUGACUAACACAUGCCAAUUAUUUAUUAAUGUUGAUCUGAAUGUUACCAUUUAUUGUGCACGAAUAGAAAAAUUGACCCAUGUUAACGUUUGUUGUUGGCUUGCCCAUGUUGUCGUUUGUUGGCUCCACGCUGCUGGAAAUGGAUGCCGUUCUUUUAACUGGGGGAGCUGCUGCUGUGUUGUCAGAGAGAAUAGUGUUCCACCGCUUCCUCGCUUCCAGAUUUGGCCUCCAGUAACUUUGAAGAGAGUUUUCGAAUCUGUGUCCUCUGACAUACAGUAUUUCUCAUGCCUCUGUCAUCCGACAGUUUCUGGAUCAUGGUGGUUCGAAGGCAGUGGUUUGUGUAAAUCUGCGACGGGCCAGCUAUUUUGCAGAUCUUUGGCAGCAUUGUUGCGAGGGUGUUCACUCCCAUCGGCUCUUUUGUGUACCUGAAACAUAAGACAAAAUAACGUUAGCUAAUAGUUAGGCCUAUAUAGCUACCAGUUAUAUUGUCAGGGUACAUUAGAAUGAUUUAGCUAGAUAACAGUUACAUACCAUAUGUAGCCGUUCACUGGUGGGCAGCUUUGUCACGCCCCUCUUUCCUCAACUUUUUAAUUACGCCGACAGACACAUUGUUGCUCGUUGUGAAUUCUGUGUCUUUCUGUAUACUCAAUGCCAGACUGAGACGGGGGGUCGUUGAUAUGUCGGUUCAAACCAGCCUUGAGUCCAGUGUAGCUGCUAAUCCCAUAUUCUUCGCCAUUCAUGUUUCUCACUGAACCAUACAAGUCCCGUAGAAUGACACUCAGCUCCGUUUUUGUUGUAUUCCCAAACUCACAAUGUAUCCCUUUUCCACACACCAGUCAGUGAAGCAGGUAAGUGCCCACUUUGUUUGUUUCACGAUGUUAUUUUCAUUUCGGUUUCUCUCAAGUUAAUCUAAACACUUAUUUUCUACAUUUGCAUGUUGAGCUAUUGUUGAUUUAGCAGUUUUAUCGACGUGACGAUAAAGGUGAAAAGGAUAAACGUCUGUAUAUGAUCUCACAUACACACGGCUAAAUGCUGUUUUAACCAAUCAGCAUCCAGUAUCCAAACUACCUGGUUUAUAAUCUCAAUUAGACCGCUGGGGGUGAUGUUUGUGGGUGUUGUGUAAUGUUAAGCCAUGGAUUAGAUUGAGGUGUGUGGCUUUGCUUUGCCCUCUCUCAUUUCCUCUGUGUGUCCACUGGGCUGGGCAGUGUCAGGAUGAUGCCAGGUUAGCCAGGCAGGUAGACAGGCACUUACAGAGGGCUUAACAUCCAGCUUUGUCUGGGUCUUGAGUGAGAGCCUGGGGCCUGGGCCUGCCAAAACACACAGCAGGUGACUAAACCAGCUCCCUUUGAUAUUGCCCAAAUAAUGCACUUGCGCUGAAUGGAGGUGUUGAAUAUAUCUCAUGUCAAAUGUAUGGACUGACAAACAGACAGACAGUCUUUAAAAGGACCAAUCAGCAGUUGCUACAUACAUUUUUGGACUGUUAAAUUAAUUAUAUACAGUACCAGGCAAAAGUUUGGACACGCCUACUCAUUCCAGGGUUUUUCUUUAUUUUUACUAUUUUCUACAUUGUAGAAUAAUAGUGAAGACAUCAAAAUUAUGAAAUAACACAUAUGGAAUCAUGAAGUAAUCAAAAAAGUGUUAAACAAAUCAAAAUAUAUUUAAUUUUUGAGAUUCUUCAAAUAGCCAUGCUGGUUAAGUGUGCCUUGAAUUCUAAAUAAAUCACAGACAGUGUCACCAGCAAAGCACCAUCACACCUCCUCGUCCAUGCUUCACGGUGGGAACCACACAUGCGGAGAUCAUCCGUUCACCUACUCUGUGUCUCACAAAGACACGGCGGUUGGAACAAAAAAUCUCACAUUUGGACUCAUCAGACCAAAGGACAGAUUUCCACCGGUCUAAUGUCCAUUGCUCAUGUUUCUUGGCCCAAGCAAGUCUCUUCUUCUUAUUGGUGUCCUUUAGUAGUGGUUUCUUUGCAGCAAUUCGACCAUUAAGGCCUGAUUCACGCAGUCUUCUCUGAACAGUUGAUGUUGAGAUGUCUUACUUGAACUCUGUGAAGCAUUUACUUGGGCUGCAAUUUGAGGUGCAGUUAAUUGCCGAUUUUCUGAGGCUGGUAACUAAUGAACUUAUCCUCUGCAGCAGAGGUAACUCUGGGUCUUCCUUUCCUGUGGCAGUCAUGAGAGCCAGUUUCAUCAUAGCGCUUGAUGGUUUGUGCGACUGCACUUGAAGAAACUUUCAAAGUUCUUGACAUUUUCCGUAUUGACUGACCUUAAUGUCUUAAAGUAAUGAUGGACUGUCGUUUCUCUUUGCUUAUUUGAGCUGUUCUUGCCAUAAUAUGGACUUGGUCUUUUACCAAAUAGGGCUAUCUUCUGUAUACCACCCCUACCUUGUCACAACACAACUGAUUGGCUCAAACACAUUAAGAAGGAAAGAAAUUCCACAAAUUAACUUUUAACAAGGCACACCUGUUAAUUGAAAUGCAUUCCAGGUGACUACCUCAUGAAGCUGGUUGAGAGAAUGCCAAGAGUGUGCAAAGCUGUCAUCAGGGCAAAGGGUGGCUACUUUGAAGAAUCUCAAAUAUAAAAUAUAUUUGGAUUUGUUUAACACUUUUUUGGUUACUGCUUGAUUACAUAUGUGUUAUUUCAUAGUUUUGAUGUCUUCACUAUUAUUCUACAAUGUAGAAAAUAGUAAAAAUAAAGAAUAAAAGUAUAAGCUUGUUUUACUCCAAUGUUUGUAAACAAAGUCAAUGUAAACAAACAUGGUUAAAACUAUCAUUUUGAUCUCAUCGAUGGUCAGGUCAGUCCUGGCAUCCAUAGCUCUGUCUAUUAAUUUGAGAGUGGUUAUAUUUCUCAAGCACCAUCCCUCAGCUGUUUACCAAAACAAGUGGUGGGGUACCCACUUUGCAAUUUUUUAAACUCCGGAUUACCCCUUUAAAGAGUGAUUUAAUUUGGGCCUUUUGACUAUAACACACAGGGCCACCCAAGCUCAAGUUCUAUUUCCUGAUUACUUUUAUGUGUAAAUGUCACGCCCUGGCCUAUAUAACGCUAGCUAGUUUGGUCAGGGUGUGAAUAAUCUAUGUUUGUAUUUCUAUGUUUGGCCGGGUUUGGUUCCCAAUCAGAGGCAGCUGUCGCUCGUUGUCUCUGAUUGGGGAUCAUACUUAGGCAGCCAGUUUUCCUGCCUGUGUUGUGGGUUUUUGUUUGUGUUCGGUUAGUGUGGCUUGUUAGUGUUAGCCUUCCGACGUCACGUUUUGUUGUUUUUGUAUGUUUAUUCAGUUCAAUAAACAUGGAUGCAUUUCACGCUGCGUCUUGGUCCGUCCCGUGUAUGAACGAUCGGGACAGAAAAACCCACCACCAAUGGACCAAGCAGCGUGCCCAGGAGGAGCAGAGAGGAUGGACCUGGCAGGAGAUAAGAGAGGAUCUGGCAAGGCAGAUGGAGGCCCUGAAAGGGAUCAGGGUGGAGAGACAGCCCUAAUAAUUUUUUGGGGGGGCUAAAAGGGUGGUCGGGGAGCGACAGAGAGGAGCCUCGACCACUGCACUCGUGGGGGCUCAAGGAGGAGUCCUCACUGGAGGAGGACGGGGCGCGGAGUGUAAAGGACGGAGUUCCCAGUCCGGUACGCCCCGUACCUGCUCUCCGCACCAAGCCAGUGGUGCGUGUUCCCAGUCUGGCCCGGCCUGUUCCUGCUCCCCGCACCAAGCCAGUGGUUCGUGUUCCCAGUCUGGCCCGGCCUGUUCCUGCUCCCUGCACCAAGCCAGUGGUGCGCGUCGCCAGUCUGGCCCGGCCUGUUCCUGCUCCUCGCACCAAGCCAGUGGGGCGCGUCGCCAGUCCGGCCCGGUCUGUUCCUGCUCCUCGCACCAAGCCAGUGGUGCGCGUCGCCAGUCCGGCCCGGCCUGUUCCUGCUCCUCGUACCAAGCCAGUGGUGCGCGUCGCCAGUCCGGCCCGGCCUGUUCCUGCUCCUCGUACCAAGCCAGUGGUGCGCGUCGCCAGUCCGGCCCGGCCUGUUCCUGCUCCUCGUACCAAGCCAGUGGUGCGCGUCGCCAGUCCGGCCCAGCCUGUUCCUGCUCGUCGCACCAAGCAAGUGGGGCGCGUCGCCAGUCCGGCACGGCCCGUGCCCGUUCCACCGGUGCCGAACAGCGGCUCCACUCCGGAGCCGGAGCCGCCACCGAGGCUGGAAGCCCACCCGGACCCUCCCCUAUUCAGUCAAGUUUGUGCGGCCGGAGUCCGCACCUUUGGGGGGGGGGGGUACUGUCACGCCCUGGCCUAUAUAACUCUAGCCAGUUUGGUCAGGGUGUGAAUAAUCUAUGUUUGUAUUUCUAUGUAAAAAUGUGUGGUCUGUUUAUGAAUAAAAACUAAUUUGCAGAGAAAUAGCUAUAGUUCCGUGGUCUACCCCUGUUAUGAUAUUAAUGUGUAAAGUGAAAAACCUAAUGGUCAGUAAUAUGCGAUGGCAACGAGACAGGAAUUAAUAUGAAAAAUGCAGAAACCUCUUAUUCUUUGUCACGAUCGUCGUAUGGAGUAGACCAAUGCGCAGCGUUAGUUGCGAACAUACUUCUUUAUUAAGUGAAGACACGAACAAAACAAGAAAACGAUAACGUGACAGUCAACGGUCAAACACAAACCAACUCGAACAAGAUCCCACAAAACACAAAGGGCAAACAGACAGUUUAAAUAUGGCUCCCAAUCAGAGACAACCAGCCACAGCUGACACUCGUUGCCUCUGAUUGGGAGUCACUCUGGCCAACAUAGAAACAGCACAACUAGAACUCCCGACAUAGAAAUACGACACAUAGAAUGACCACACCCUGGUUCAACAUAUAGAGUCCCAGAGCCCGGGUGUGACAGUACCCCCCCCCCUAAAGGCGCGGACUGCGACCGUGCCUCAACUUGAACAAAACAGAGGAGGGCUGGGUGGGCAUUCCUCCUCGGCGGCGGUUCUGGCUCCGGGCUUGCCCACCACCCUCCAAUAAUCCCCCCAUAGCGCCCCUGGUCCGAUCUGGCCCCGCUGGCUGGAGCUGAACUGGACAUAGUAGGUGCGGAUAGCUUCAGCUCCGGUGUGGAGUAGCCGACCGGUACCUGAUCAGGCACCGGUGACCCAGGCACGGGUUGUGCCGGACUGACGACGCGCACCCCUGGCUUGGUGCGUGGAGCAGGAACGGACCGGACCGGGCUGACAAUACGCACCCCUGGCUUGGUGCGUAGAGCAGGAACGGUCCUUACCAGGCUGACGACUCGCACCCCUGGCUUGGUGCGUGGAGCAGCAACGGGCCGGACCGGGCUGACGACUCGCACCCCUGGCUUGGUGCGUGGAGGAGGAACGGGCCUUACCAGGCUGAAGACUCGCACCCCUGGUUUGGUGCGUGGAGCAGCAACGGGCCGGACCGGGCUGACGAUGCGCACUCCUGGCUUGGUGCGUGGAGCCGGAACGGGCCGUACCGGGCUGACGACUCGCACCCCUGGCUUGGUGCGAGUAGCAGGAACGGGCUGGACCAGGCUGACGACUCGCACCCCUGGCUUGGUGCGAGUGGCAGGAACGGGCUGGACCGGGCUGAUGAUGCGCACCCCUGGCUUGGUGCGUGGAGCCGGAACGGGCUGGACCAGGCUGACGACUCGCACCCCUGGCUUGGUGCGAGUGGCAGGAACGGGCUGGACCAGGCUGACGACUCGCACCCCUGGCUUGGUGCGAGUGGCCGGAACAGGCCGGGCCGGGCUGGCGACGCGCACCGUAGGCUUGGUGCGAGUGGCAGGAACAGGCCGGGCCGGGCUGGCGACGCGCACCGUAGGCUUGGUGCGAGUGGCAGGAACAGGCCGGGCCGGGCUGGUGACGCACCCCAUAGGCUUGGUGCGAGGAGCAGGAACAGGCCGGGCCGGGCUGGCGACGCGCACCGUACACAUGGUGCGAGGGGCAGGAACAGGCCGGACCGGGCUGGCGACGCGCACCGUACACUUGGUGCGAGGGGCAGGAACAGGCCGGGCCGGGCUGGCGACGCGCACCGUACAUUUGGUGCGAGGGGCAGGAACAGGCCGGGCCGGGCUGGCGACGCGCACCGUACACAUGGUGCGAGGGGCAGGAACAGGCCGGACCGGGCUGGCGACGCGCACCGUACACUUGGUGCGAGGGGCAGGAACAGGCCGGGCCGGGCUGGCGACGCGCACCGUACACUUGGUGCGAGUGGCAGGAACAGGCCGGGCUGGCGACGCGCACCGUACACUUGGUGCGAGGGGCAGGAACAGGCCGGGCCGGGCUGGCGACGUGCACCGUACACUUGGUGCGAGGGGCAGGAACAGGCCGGGCCGGGCUGGCGACGCGCACCGUACACUUGGUGCGAGGGGCAGGAACAGGCCGGACCGUACUGGGGACACACACCACUGGCUCUACACCGGGAUCUGGAACGGGCCGGACCGGACUGGUAACACACCCCAGUACCUCUCGCCGUGCCUCUACACCUUCCUUCCCUACUUUGACCAUAACCUGUGGCCUUCUGAUUCGCCCCUUGUUCCGUUCCAUGCCUGUGCCCCCCCUAAUUUUUUGGUUGCCUCCGACACAUUACGCGUGCUCCUCUCUCGGCGCGCUUCAACUCCAUGAGGAUUCCCCAGGUCCAGACCCUCCGAGAUCGCUCCCACGUCAGCUGCCUGCUCCGGAGUCCUGGUUGGGGAUCUCUGUACGUCUCGUAGAGUAGACCACAUUGCGACUACUCUUUAUUAAGUGAAGACACAGAACAAAAAAGAAAACGAUAACGUGACAGUCAACGGUCAAACACAAACCCAACUCGAACAAGAUCCCACAAAACACAAGGGCAAACAGACAGUUUAAAUAUGGCUCCCAAUCAGAGACAACCAGCCACAGCUGACACUCGUUGCCUCUGAUUGGGAGUCACUCUGGCCAACAUAGAAACAGCACAACUAGAACUCCCGACAUAGAAAUACGACACAUAGAAUGACCACACCCUGGCUCAACAUAUAGAGUCCCAGAGCCCGGGUGUGACAUUCUUGACUUUGCUCUGGAAGCCAAACUUGAUUACCCACAAUACACUCCUGUUGAGAGGCUGUAUUACAGGGAUUUCUCGCUUCAUGUUUGAGAGUUUUGCUAUCUCUAUCUUCUCAUGAUUUGAUGGUGCAGUGUUUUCCCUCAGUAUUCCCUCAAUAUAAAGUUCUGAUUUCACAGUACUUAGUUACAAUCGGCGUUAAUCUCCUGCAGACAUGAUAAAAACACAGCAGAUGUUGUUUUUCAGAGCUGUACAAAGAAUUAUGUCAGCAGCACAAACCUACUGCUCAAUGAUGUCCUUAUUCUAUAGUAAAGAGGGUAUACAGAACUAUAGAGCUAACCUCCUCCUGACAGCUUGAUUAUUUUGCCGCCUCUGCUCUUGCUCAGCAAAGCCCAAGUGGUUUCAUUGAUUGACUCAACAUAAAUAUUGCUCUAUUUUAGACAGACGAAUCUCCUGGUGUGCUCUUAAUCAAAUACCAAUAAACAGUGGAUAUUAUUUCAGGUCUGGAAAAUCCGCUCUUUCCACAUCCUUCCCAUAUCCUCCACCCACAUCCCUGUCUGUGGUAGCAGUUUAGUGAUCUAUGGCUGCUGUAGACCGAACAAUAGAAAUGGUACUGAUUUUUAACACCACAGAUAAGCACACACACCCUGCACCCAGCCUUAACCCCCAGAGGCUUGUUUAUCCAACAUAUCAACUGGCUCACGCUCCUGAGAGCCAAUGGGCGCUAUCAGUUCCUGUACUAGUGAUAAGGUCUACAGUGAAUAAACACAGAACCGGAAGCACGCUAAUUAUAGAUCAUUAAAACAGUUGAAUUCUCCCAUUCUCUCUCCUUUGUUAUUUUUUUUCCAUCGAUGAAAGGAUGGGAGAUUAUAUGAACAAGCUGCGUUUAAUACUAUUCCAUCUCAGUGCUGUUAGGUUCAAUAACUACGUUUCUUUUAGAGGGAAAACGGGGGAAAUCUGAGCAUGAUAAGCUGUGCGGGGUCACAUGACUAUUUCUGGGGAACUGAGUAUGUGUAAAUGGUGAGAGGUUUAUUUCAGGGGGACUCGCUGGUGGAAGUGAUUCCCUGAAGGAAAAUCCCAGAGUCUGCCAGCCUCUUAUAAAAUGAAGCCUGACAGAGAAUAGGAUUAACGGUUUUAAUGAAAACCAUCUUGAAUCGUUCCCUGCCUCCAAUUAUCAGCACAUUUCUUGGUCUGGGCUGCCAUGGGAGGACCAGAUGCAUGUAAUCAUGGAGGCAGAUGGAUGAACCAGGAGGAUUCUGGAGACGUCAAGCAGAAACGACCCCCUCCGCCUCACCUCCACAUGCUCCUCCUUUCCAGGGAAAAUGUAAUCUCACCCUCCGUGAAUUUGGUGGAGCAUGGGACAUAUUAGGGUUGAGAGUAGCCAUGGUCACAAUUUCCUCUGUGGAUUAGCGGGUUAAAGGAGUUGUUGUCUUAUGUCAUACUGCCCUGAGACCUGACCUGGUUAUAGAUGCUCUGGCCUGUCUGGAAGGAAAUUAUGACUGUUUCCAGUGACUGAGAGGAAGACUGAGAGGAAGCUUAUUCUAUACACAUUACAAUUAAUACAGGCUACCACAUGCAUGUGCGCUCUUGCUUUCCCCUUUUGUGUUAUUGAAUCGAUCCCAUAUUGUUGUCAUUCAUUCAGUAACAUAAGCUAAGACUCAAUUAAGUGGAUCUCACCAAGGUAUCAUUGGAUUCAUUGAGGCCACUGACAGAGAGGACUGUGGUAAGCCUUAAUAGUCCCUUUCAGCUCCUCCCCAGCCCAAAUACAUAUCACCUGAUACACUGUGUUUGACAUUCCCUUCAAAAGACUAUGUUCCAUUGCUCGCUCCCCAUUAUCUAAAUCCCCUGUAUUGUACAAUCUGGACACACUGUCGUUUCCCCAGAGCUGAUAAGCAAAAGGACAAAUAUUGAGCACCUGUCUGGAGCCUGCUGGGUUACACUGUUCCCAACUUAGGAAAAUAAUAGGGGAUUUAUUCACUGGUAUUCAGGUCCAACGCUCGCAGGGUGUUGCAUCAAAUCUCUUCCCCUGUGUAUUCUAUUCACACCUGCAGGGGCUUUACAACAUCCCUUCCUGAGGCACCGCUGUUGAGACCACGUCCAUAUCCACAGCUUUCCUGUCGCCGGUGAAACAGCAGUUUGAGACAUGGAGGAAUGAAUGUCCCCUCUGGUUUUUGUUUUGUGUGUUUUUUGUUGAGGAAGGCAUCGUGUGGCUUUGAAAGGCCCCAAAGCCCAACUGUCACUGACUGUCAUGCUGAUAAAUGAGAGGGUGUGAGGGAAAUGCACACCAGGCCAGGCCUCCCUAAAUGAGUACUCAAGGCCGACCACAGCUUAAACUGGGCAGAGAAUAGACUGUGGGAAGGGCCGUAAGUGCAGUUGACAACAAGUUUGCAGCUGAUUUCAGAUUAUUUCUGUUCCAAUGCUGAUAUAUUAGACAAGACAGCUGUCUGUUCUCAGACAAAUAUGAGACCACUCUCAAUAGGCCCAUCUGGUUUAUUUGACCAGAAUGUCCAUAAAAUGUGGUCCUUUAUUUGUCCUUUUCCCCUAUGGAGAAAUGGAGCAGGUUUAGCUAAUGAAAAUAGAGUCCAGCAUUUUGAAUAAUGAGAGAGAACUAGCAUCAGUAUGUAAGGUAUCUGUCCACCGCCACAUGGAGCAAAACAAUAUACUGCUAGUGUGCACUGAAAAGAGACUGUAUAUUUCAUCACAAACCAUGUCAACCUGUAAAUAAUUUUAAUAAUGAAAGCAAGUUACAUUACUAUCUUCAUUAAAUGGCAUGUAAAGUACACCUACAAACAUAUUGGCUAUAUUAUGGAUAUUUGCCCAGCCUGACCCAUCGUUUCCUUUACCUGCUAGGCAGUGGAGGCUGCUGAGGGGAGGACGGCUCAUAAUAUUGACUGGAAUGGAAUGGUAUCAAACACAUGGUUUUCAUCUGUUUGAUACCAUUCCAUUCACUCCAUUCCAGCCAUUACACUCGAGUCCAGACAUUAUUAUGAGCCGUCCUCCCCUCAGCAGCCUCCACUGCUGCUGGGAGUUAUGUGGGAGGCAGGGGUGGGGUCAAUUCCAUUUCAAUUCCAGUUGUCUUCAAUGCUUUUCAAUGAGGAACAUUUGGAAUUUAAAUGGAAUUGACCCCAACCCUGGUGGGAGGAGUGAGGGUCUGUGGACCCCUGGUUGGUUGUUUCUCUUGGUUAGAUCAGUGGCCUGAGAGUGAGAGGCCAUGGGGCCAGAGAGGAGCUUUUCCCAGAGGCGUGCCUGCUAUGUGCCCUCCGCUCCUCCGCUCCCAACAGGAACUGGGAUUCCACACGCCACUGUUAUUUCAGCAGAGUCUUCUUACGCAAACGCCAGCUUUUCUCACACCAACGCAGCCCUGCGACAGGACAGGAUGUCAGAGAACAGCACAGAUAAGCGUAGGCAGCAGGACAUGGUGUACGAUCCAAAUGUAAUGCAAAACAACAAAACAUAAAUAAAUGUCAGUGUUUUCAGUCAUUUUUGUUUACUGUCGGGUAGCUGUUUCUUCAGGUUGCUGACUAUUGUUGCUGAUUGGUAGAAGUUUUUAAACAAAUGUACCUUUAGUGUAAUGAGUUUACACACAUAGAACAUGUGAAUGAGAUCCCUCUAGUAAGCAGACCAACUAGCAGGGUCAGUGUGUUCUCUCACUCUAAUAUUUUAGCAGUACAGUACGGGUGGUGUAAGCCAGAGAUGCAGUGUGUGUGUUUCCAGUCAGUGGAUGGUGUUAGGAAUUGAAAACCGGUCAAGGUGUGGAGACAUGCGUGAUGCAUAAUACAAGGCGAACAACUUCUAUGUUUAACAGACAGACAGACAUGCAUAUAGGAAGACAUUACUCUAAGAGGUUCGCAGCAAAUCUCUCCCACUCCAGAGGGGAGGGCAGAAUUAAAUACUCUUGCCUUAUCUGUUCGCUGUUUCACCCUUCCGUGCCUGGUGCCAAAGCAUUAAAUCAAGGCUGAGACCUUGGGGUAGAAUAGACUAUACAUUUGAAACGUCUUAAUCGCUUAAGGACACCCAUGGCUGAUUGUUAUGGCUCAAGGGCCCAGAUACCAGUUACUAAGACCUGCUUUACGGUGACCUCUAGCAUUAAAGAGAGUACCUAAAGGCCAAAUUCCAAUAGGGAAUAAUCAUCAGAACAUAGCUUUCUUAACAGGCCCACAGUGGCCUCGUUGAACCACCACGCCCUCUGUACCCUGGACUGUUGUGUCCGGAGGCUGGCCCUGUGGACCCCUCUCCAUAACAGCACUGUUUACACUGGCCAGCUAAACCAGCCUUUUACGAUGCGCUGGAAAAAUAAGCCGGUAUGCCUGAGGUCCUCUUUUUGGAAAGCUCCCCCUUUACAAAUGAGGUAAAUUCAAUUAAAGAAAAUACAUUGGGUUUUUUAGCGAAUGAAAACAAACAGAGCACAGUAUCGCUCAGAGUGCCUAGCAGGAGUCGGCUCAUUUCUCAGGGAUGAAACUCAAUUAGGUUCUGUUUUCGACUUGUGAAAGAGUAAUUUUGGAACUAUUAUUCCAUCUCCCCUCAGUCUAAAUAGUGUAUAAGAAUAAAUAAACCCAACAACUGCAGAGCAAACUGUGAAAGUUAUGUGGCUCUUUAGCGGCCUGAGUAUUAAACAUAAUGCCCUGCUCUUUAACAUGCACUGUUUUUCUUUCCACUCUAACCCGGGCCCAGAAACUCUGCUGCACCCCUCCAUGUCAGGUGCACUACAGUCACAAGACUUGUUAAAACAAUGUUCAGAGCUACACUCGUACAAUUGAGAAUUCCUCCAAAUUAUCCUGUUUCAUGGAAAACCCAGUAAUGUCACCCCAGAUUGCAGAUUUUAGUUGAGGUUUUACGACACAUACAGCACCAGGGUGAGUGGGUAAAGAGGGCGCCCGCUGAAAAAAAAUAUUUUACAGACGUCACCUGAGCAAAUUUCUGCCUGUCUCUGAAAAUACAAACUAGAAAUGGCAAACAUGGCCAAGAAAAGGUCCUGCAAUUCACAGAGUUAAGGUUUGAUCUCCCUGUAGUGAACUACACUACCCAGUGGCCUCUGCUCACCUCUGGCUUUCACCAAGAACACUGCUGCCCCCACUCAGAUCCAAAACCAGACCUUCCCAGAUAGUUCACUAUCUAAUGAGAGAUGAUGAGGCCAUGAUUGCAAUGAUUGUCAUUGGCUGUCAUGUCAUGCUAUCCCUGGUAUGAAGAUUUUAAUAUCAUGUUUGUGUUGAGUUAUGUCUUGAUAGUACUUAAGAAUAGUGAUGGCAGGUCUCAGAUGUCGUCACCACAUUGGUGGCUGUGCUGGUCUCUCCUCAGAGAGAUCUCCAUCAUAUGAAACCUGCUCUGGAAAGAACACUACACACCAUGCUCUGGUUCCCUAUGAGGAGCUGUCUCCCUCUGGCCUUGUUUUAAGACACUGGAAUGCACCUCCACAUUCCAUUCCUACUUUAUCUCUUAGAAUAGGAAACUACCCCAAAACUUAGAUUACGGUGCAGAGUGCAUGAGUGGUGUGCAAUGACAGUGUAAAUGCAGGUAAGUGGGUCUAGGCGUGCAUAUUUUUUUUGAUGUUUUAGAGGUCAUGUUACUCUAGCUGACAGUCAUGAGUAAUGUAACGUAGGAAUGUUGUAGAUGGAUAUCUUCAUGAUGACCCUGCAAAGAACUAUGAUAGGUUCUACUUAUAGCCCUUCAGGUCCUACAGGAGAGGGAUGGACUCAAUAGCCUUGAACUAUACUGUGACACAGGAUACAUGCAGAAUAUUAGCAAGGCAGUUACAGAAUUUGAUUUGGAGUUGAGUUUUAAAGAGGCAAUGACAUCAUGAUUUUCCAGUAGCAGGGGUAGAGAGCCGGGUGGUUGAAGAGGGCCCCGUGUAGCUCAGUUGGUAGAGCAUGGUGCUUGCAACGGCAACGGUUGUUGGUUCGAUUCCCAUGGGGGCCAGUAUGAAAAAAAAUAAUAAUAAUAAUGUAUGCACUCACUAACUGUAAGUCACACUGGAUAAGAGCGUCUGCUAAAUGACUAAAAUGUAAAUGUAAAGAGGGAAGACAGCGCAGUUAACUUAAACACACACACACUUGGAGACAGUGGAGCUUAUGUGCAGGGGUUUGGGUAGCAGCAGUUGAGUAGAGCUGUCUGCAGUAAGUCAGGGUGACCUCAUCUUCAACAGGGGGUCUUGGCUGUGUACAACGCCUCCUAUAUUAUUUACUCCUCUCUUGGACGGAUCCCUUCUUUUCCAAAACACACACGGAGACGUUAUUAGCAUGUGUGACGUGUGUCCACUGGGGGUUACGGUAGGCGUGUCUGACAUUUAUCAGCCCUGUCAUGUCUCUCUCUUUUUCCUUCCGUCUCAUACAUGGAAAGAUAAACAUGUCCAACACAGAGAGUGGCUGUGAUGGAUCUUGAUCCUGCACAAUUGGAGAGGGGGAAAAAAUUCAUAAUCUUAACCUUUUCACAAAGUUCACAUCACAUCACUGACAGGGGGCACGUGAAAUCAAAUGUGAAUGGUUCACUGGGCAUUAAAUGAUUUAAAAGGAUGAUGAUGCUCAGAAACCAGGUUCAUGAAUAAUACUCUCUCACUGCUCUGGUGUACUACAUCUAGCUAGCAAUGCCACGUUGAAUACUAUUUUCAUCCUCAGGUCUAGUAUUAGUCAUAAAUGUAAAUUGGUGUACGUGGAAUAAACCUAAAUCUGGGAUCAGGGAUAAGCCUGUAAAUGCAAUACCUAACCUCCUGUCUGCUGUAAUUGAGGGGGUGGUAGAGCAGCACUGAGCCAUUAAACUACCCUUCGCCCUGCAGGCGACAGAGAAAAACAGCCCUAUAAAACACAAUCAAAGCCCUAAGCUCGUCCCCUAACACUGACUUGUUGUAGCUGCUAAUUUUCUUGAGCCAGUCAACGCCUAUAAAGGAAAAUCCCCCAGGAUUCCACAGGGACCUGCAGCAUUCGUUCACUACACUGGGAGUUUGUGCCUGUGUCUUAAGUGGCCCAUUUUACACCACCAAUGGGAGCUGACAGCUUUAUGAGGAGACCAAUCAAAGCUGCCUCACACAAGCCUGUGGCGAGGAGGUGGGGAUUCGGGGCUAGAGCGGGCAAGGGGGCAUUUUAUGGUCAGCAGCACAGUUUGGCACGGGCAGUACCUCAAUGCCAUCCACAGGCUUGAUAAUAGUCUAAUGUUCCCAUUUUGUUUAAAAACGGGCAAUUAACUGUUACAAGCAAUUCCUGUUUAGACUAUAAACACACUGCUGUGAUUACUAGUGCCUCCAUGGUCUCAGUAUGUGUUCUGACUGGUGGAAAAUGAAGCAUCAGUUGAAGGUGGGAUGGUGUUGAGGAUGUUGAGUCAGAUCAGGACAAGUCCUUGGAAAACUGUCAGUACUGUGCACCCUGCUAUUUCCUGAACCUAUUUUACCUGAGGGAUGGGAGGAACUGAUUGUUAUGUUAUCUUCCCUUUCAUAUUCUACAUUGUCCCCCCAUUCCCCUCCUCUAACUCCAUCUCUCUCUUUUCUCCAGGACAUACUGGACGCUUCAUCAAGGCUCUGUUCUGCACCAGUCUUCUCUUCCUGCUAGCCCAUGUCUCCUUCCAGAUCUGCCUGUACACUAUCCCUGACCUGGACCAUGCACUGGGACACAACUGUGAGUGAAUAUAGACGUCUUUGCCAAAGGCUAUUUCGUUGUCAUAUUUUCAGUCAGCAUUUCUAAACAAUGGCCUGUGCCAUUCAUAAGUGGCUUGUUUAGGUUAAAUGAAUCACUGAGACCACGUGUCAAACUCAUUCCAGGGUCGAGUGUCUGCGGGUUUUCGCUCCUCCCUUGUACUUGAUUGAUGAAUUAAGGUCACUGAUUAGUAAGGAACUCCCCUCACCUGGUUGUCUAGGUCUUCAUUGAAAGGAAAAACCCAGAACCAGCAGACACUAGGCCCUCCAUGGAAUGAGUUUGACACCCUUGACUUAGACUAAAGAAACUCCAUGAAAUCAUAGCUUCUACCUCUGAUUUAUUUGGACAUGUUAAGUCCAGCUCUCUUCCCGCUCAGUCUAUUACUCUGUCAUUAGCCACCAGCGUGGAAUACUAUCAGGGAUGCUUGUGAAUGCUCCAUGCUUACAACCUUCUGACUGUAGAAUAUGUGGAUUUUAUUUUGUGGUCUGGACUUAUUUUGGCCUGCCCCAAUAAACAUGUCCUCAAGGAGCUUUAAUAGCUAAAGCAGUAUUCUUUGAUGUCAUAUUAUUUUCUUCUCUGGACCAUGUGAGUUAGUCCACCAUGCUGACUCCAGCUUCAGUCUGUCCAUGCCUGGGCUCCUCACAAACCCAUUCAAAUACCGACACAUUGGCUUACUCCUAGUAAUACUGGAGGCUCAUGGGAACAUCUAUGGUAGCUGCAGCUGUAUGCUAUGUUGUAGUUGUUCUCUAGAGUCUAGACCUGGUAUGACCUUUCCUGCCCCUAAACAACACUCCAUGGCAGAGACCGAGUGGCCUGGGGAGAGUUGGUAGUCCUAACACUCUCUGUCUUUACAGGUAGCUUGUGGGAGACGCUAUCGAGGCAUGUUGGUGUAUCCAGGUAUGUGAGGAAUGUUUGGAAAAAGCACAUUGUGUCUGUGUAUCUUGUCACUGAGGAUCAUCCCUCUCUGAACUGUGUGGAGAUCAGUUACUGUUAUCUGCAGAAUGUUCACUCUUACAUCUCUUUUUGUUAUUUCUGUUUGUUCUUUAUUGUCUUUGUUGUACGUGUGUGAGAAUGUACACUUGUAGUUCUUUGAUGACCUUUGACCCCUGCAUGUGGCUCUGUCUUCUAGGCUGCCCCUGGAUGACGUGUGGAGUGUGGUGCAUCUGCUGACCCCUGACCUGGGGGUGUUUGUGAUCUCCCUGGUUACCCUGGUGGUGUGUAACCGGCUGGUCAAGAAGAGAGAUGACGUCACUGUCCUGCCCGUAGCCUCAGACUCCACACAGGGGGUGAAUGGUUUUCUGCUCUAUAGACACAGACUGGGCUUCACCGCUAUGCUGCUAUUAAUAUGGGACAUCCACUCUUUAUACCAGUCUAUAUGUAUGGAAUCCGAAAGGCAAUGAAAGUGUUCAAUCAUUUUUGAAAACAUUCUGUAGAGUAUUAUGGCUCUCCUCUAGUGUGAGAAUGUAUAGAAAUAGUGAAUCUCCUAUUCAAGUGGCAUUAAAGUCCUUCUCGAGCUAUGUACACUAGGGCUGCACAAUAUGGGCAAAAAAUCUAAUUGCAAUUUUUUCUUUUUUUACCAAAUAUUGUGAUUUGACUUGCGAUAUAGGGCCUAGAUCAAAACACUUGGGUGAACUGUUGGAAUCGUAGAAAUAGAAUGAUUUACAGUGAGGGGAAAAAAGUAUUUGAUCCCCUGCUGAUUUUGUACAUUUGCCCACUGACAAAGAAAUGAUCAGUCUAUAAUUUUAAUGGUAGGUUUAUUUGAACAGUGAGAGACGGAAUAACAACAAAAACAUCCAGAAAAACGCAUGCCAAAAAUGUUAUAAAUUGAUUUGCAUUUUAAUGAGGGAAAUAAGUAUUUGACCCCUCUGCAAAACAUGAUUUAGUACUUGGUGGCAAAACCCUUGUUGGCAAUCACAGAGGUCAGACGUUUCUUGUAGUUGGCCACCAGGUUUGCACACAUCUCAGGAAAGAUUUUGUCCCACUCCUCUUUGCAGAUCUUCUCCAAGUCAUUAAGGUUUCGAGGCUGACGUUUGGCAACUCGAACCUUCAGCUCCAUCCACAGAUUUUCUAUGGGAUUAAGGUCUGGAGACUGGCUAGGCCACUCCAGGACCUUAAUGUGCUUCUUCUUGAGCCACUCCUUUGUUGCCUUGGCCGUGUGUUUUGGGUCAUUGUCAUGCUGGAAUACCCACCCACGACCCAUUUUAUAUGCCCUGGCUGAGGGAAGGAGGUUCUCACUCAAGAUUUGACGGUACAUGGCCCCGUCCAUCGUCCCUUUGAUGCGGUGAAGUUGUCCUGUCCCCUUAGCAGAAAAACACCCCCAAAGCAUAAUGUUUCCACCUCCAUGUUUGAUGGUGGGGAUGGUGUUCUUGGGGUCAUAGAAAGCAUUCCUCCUCCUCCAAACACGGCGAGUUGAGUUGAUGCCAAAGAGCUCAAUUUUGGUCUCAUCUGACCACAACACUUUCACCCAGUUCUCCUCUGAAUCAUUCAGAUGUCAUUGGCAAACUUCAGACGGGCAUGUAUAUGUGCUUUCUUGAGCAGGGGGACCUUGCGGGCACUGCAGGAUUUCAGUCCUUCACGGCAUAGUGUGUUACCAAUUGUUUUCUUGGUGACUAUGGUCCCAGCUGCCUUGAGAUCAUUGACAAGAUCCUCCCGUCUAGUUCUGGGCUGAUUCCUCACCGUUCUCAUGAUCAUUGCAACUCCACAAGGUGAGAUCUUGCAUGGAGCCCCAGGCCGAGGGAGAUUGACAGUUAUUUUGUGUUUCUUCCAUUUGCGAAUAAUCACACCAACUGUUGUCACCUUCUCACCAAGCUGCUUGGCGAUGGUCUUGUAGCCCAUUCCAGCCUUGUGUAGGUCUACAAUCUUGUCCCUGACAUCCUUGGAGAGCUCUUUGGUCUUGGCCAUGGUGGAGAGUUUGGAAUCUGAUUGAUUGAUUGCUUCUGUGGACAGGUGUCUUUUAUACAGGUAACAAGCUGAGAUUAGGAGCACUCCCUUUAAGAGUGUGCUCCUAAUCUCAGCUCGUUACCUGUAUACAAGACACCUGGGAGCCAGAAAUCUUUCUGAUUGAGAGGGGGUCAAAUACUUAUUUCCCUCAUUAAAAUGCAAAUCAAUUUCUAACAUUUUUGACAUGCGUUUUUUCUGGAUUUUUUUGUUGUUAUUCUGUCUCUCACUGUUCAAAUAAACCUACCAUUAAAAUUAUAGACGGAUCAUAAAUCUCAACGAUUUAAGUGGCCCCAUCACUGCCUUAGAGGAUGUCUGCUGGUCCUUGCGAGAAAACAGCCAGCAUGAUUUUACACCCGCCAGCUUUCGACAGUGGCGGUGUUCUGGAUCAACUCAGCACAGACGAUUUGGUUGUUACCAAAAUUUCUAUUUGGUUUAUCUGACAUUGCACAUUCCCCAAUCCUUUCUGGAUCAUCCAAAUGCACUUAGUAAACUUCAAACGCGGCCAUGAACAUUGUACUGGCUCCUAAGCAAGGAGGGACACGUUGGCACGAAGGAUUUGGUCACCAUGGCCAGGACUAACAGUGUUCUGCAUGGUAGCUUGUUAAUGGGUCCCAGCUCACUGCAGGUAUUCACUAGGUCCCCCGUGUGUUUUGGAUUUUUGCUCAAGUCGAUAAUUUUAUGACCCACGGGUGGGAUUUGGUGGAGCCCAUCCGAGUGCCUUCAGUGGGCUGGCAUGUCCUCCCAUUUCCUAAUAAUAGCUCCCAAGUUUUUCUGUCUCUCACUGUUCAAAUAAACCUACCAUUAAAAUUAUAGACGGCUCAUUUCUUUGUCAGUGGGCAAACGUACAAAAUCAGCAGGGGAUCAAAUACUUUUUUCCCUCACUGUAUAUUUAAAAGCAUCAGCAUCAUUCUUGUUUGGAACCAUCUGUUGACAGCAUUUGACUUAACAGAACAGCAUGCAAACAUUUAGUGGAUCUAACAGCGAGGAGGAGGAACUGUGCUGCUUGACUGACGGGGCGGGCUUGGUCUGUGACGCGUUUGAGUGGCGUUUCAAAAUAUUGCAUGCGAUAUGAAUCUUUGCGAUAUGGAUUUCGAUGUGAAUUUGAUUAAUUGUGCAGCCCUAACACGCACACACACCUUUCUCAUGCGAGUGCUAGGUACAUUACCCCAGAAACACUUGUAUGGUAAUACUCCAAGCCAUAUAUAGAGUAGUGGGAAUGGUCUUGUGUUGCGAAUCACAGAGUCACAAACAACAGUGUCCCUGGCUUCCACUACUCAGGAAAUGGAAGUUGCUGAGUCACUGCUUCAUCGGCUGCUAUAUAUAAUGGAACUUUAGAAUGAUACAUUCUUAUGGAACGUUAUGGCGCCCCAUGGCUCUGAUUAAAGAGGAGGGUUAUGGCUGAGGUCUCUCUGAUCACUGCCUCUGAGCUGGGCUGGCCAUGUCCGCCUCACCCACGCGCUUGCCUCAAGCCCUUCCACACGGUUCAUAUUAACUUCAUGUUUUGUGCACAACCGUUUCUUAAGUUAAAUAAUUAUUUAGUAACAAACAUAUUUGUGUAUAAUUACUUCGCUUGAAUCAUAUUCCAAAAUUGCAGAAUAAAUAUGACAUCACGUUCAGAAUAGUCACAGAAUCUAAGCUCACAAGACGCACAACCGCAUGCCUCCAUGAAAGGCUAUCUUUGUUUUGAUGCAGCCAGAUACUGCUGAUAGCACUGUUGUGCAAGCACUGCUAGUAUGAACAGAUUCACCUACUGUCAGCCUAUGAGCAAGAGGACAUACAGAUACUGGAUGGCAGCAUUAUUCUCUAUGGAACUGUAUCUUAACGUGAAACAGUGUUGUGGUAUGCUACAGUAGUUUAGUUUUACUGUGGUGUGUUGGUGUUUGUUGUGGUGUUACUGGGGCAGAGAGCGACACAGUGAGGUAAUGGGGAGGUUCCCUCAGGCCUGGUGCUGGUGACAGAGGUAGCUAUUGUUCUACCAGCUGAGUUGGUUUCCGGCUCUGCUUCGCAGUGUGGGAGGCUAGCCCUGCCUGAGCCUGCCUGGGAGAGAGAGGGGCUCCCCAGACGUAAUGCUGCCUCCUACCCAUGGGCCUCUCUCUCUCACACCACACACACACACACACACACACACACACACACACACACACACACACACACACACACACACACACACACACACACACACACACACACAGACAGACACAGAGGUUUCACCAGUCAGUCUAUUAGUGGAAGCUUUUCUCUUCCCUUUGUUGCUGACAGUCUCGACUGCUCUUCACUCUCCAGCCUAUGUUGUACUUUCACUCUCAUUUUUCUCUCUCUCUCCCUCUUUUCUUUCUUUCUGUUGACUUACACCAUCUGAGCACACUCCCUGUACAGCUGCCAAGAGCGCAACAGCUUUCUGCUCGUAGCCAGGGCAACCACCCAAACAAACAUAGCCUGCCCCAAUCUGUGUCAAAAAAGGAAAAACGGACCCUGACUCGAUCAAUUAACAAACACAACCAAACUGCUCUUGAGCCUCUUGUGUCCACUCUCUGACAAGAACCUAUUACAUAGCUACAAUUGGCAACCCUUUUUUUCAACAAUUUCUCAAGUUUUGUUCUUCAUUAAGAGAACAGUCUGUUCUCCUGUCUUUCCUCUCUCUGUUAAAUCUGUAUGUCAGUCAGAAUGUUCCUGCAUACUGUAUUCUUUGCUUCAGAAGUGCUGUGCUGAUUGAGGCAGCACUCUGACGAUUGAUUGCCAUGUGUUGACUGAAUGCCAUGGGUUGCCCCUCUGCUCCUCUCAGACAAUAUGUCGUUCAGACAGACGCCCACUAAGGCUGAGCCCUGCCAUUGGGUGCACUGCAGUUCUCCCUGACUGUACAUGACUCAACAUCAAUUGAGCAGCGCUCUCCUAUCCCACAGUUUCAGACCUGCACACACAUCAAAAACAACAUUCUCACAACAUCUCUGUCACGUUGUUGUAACGUUCCCACCGCAACGUUCUGCGGCUGUUCCUGUGUGUGGGAAUGAGCGGCUGCCUCCAGCCAGAGAGGCUGAGACAAUUGUCUUUGAUGUGGCCGGGACUGGCUGUGGAGCCUGGUGGUGUUCAGCUGGGGAGACGGGAGACUGUGUGUUUGUGAAGUGGGCAGUUUGGGCACAUCCUUUAACACAUACAGUAUACCUCACCCCACCCUCUCAUCAUACUGCACUCACUGUCCCUCUGGCUCACAUGGUUUCAAUCAGAACUACAUCUAAGGGAGGACAGGGGAGUCAGCAGUGGUUUGUCAGUAACAUAAACUUUUGUAGAGGAGGAUUAGUCUUCAUGAAAACCCCAAGCAUACUCCAUGUGCAGCUCCAAAAACAGAAUCACAUUAGGUUGUACAUGUGGCUAACCCUUGACCCUGUCCCCCCUGUUGAUCCGGGGUGUGUGGGAGAGAUGGUGUGCGGGUGACAGGUUGUGUAUGUGUGUGAGGGAUGGUGUAGUAAAGGGAUGAUGUACUAUAUGUGUGUGACAGGUUGGUGUGUGUGAGGAAUGCCAGCCCUCUUAGCCCACCCAAAGCGGGAUUCCUCAGUAAUGAGACUCCCGUGGUCAGUGGUUGACUUCACACGCUGGGGGUGUAAACGACUCCCCUGGAACAGGUCACACUGGGAGGAGGCUGGAGUCAUGAAGGCCAGGCAGUCAUCAGAGCAGCAGUAUAGACCACAGAGGAGCCACUGGACGGUCAGGAGAAGAGAGGAGACAUAAUGGAGGGAAAUAGGGAUGGGUGUGAGGGAAAGAGAGGGAGUGUAUAACAGAUGGAGCGAGAGAGAGAGGUGUGGGAGUGUCGGCGGCAGGGAAUUAUGUUGUUGAUGAUCUCUUGGGAGGAACCCUAGAUGAAGGAAUGUUCUGGGUGCUUGACCUGUCUGCCUCUAACAACACUUCCCCUAGACAAUCAUAAGACCUCGCUAGAAGGAUAGAGAGGCGUCUGAAAGAAGGGAAAAGUUAGUGAGAGGCAAGCAUCUGUCUAGAGAGAUACUUCUGGUCAUAGGAUGAGAGAGAAACUGUAUUAAUAAAACAUGAGGGAGAGGGGGGACGAAAGAGGCCUACUUUCCUUUUAUCUGUCUUUUGAUGAUUCUACCACUGAGCAGUCAGCAGCACACAGAUUAACCCUAAUGCUCUAGGUUAAACAGAAGACUACAGGGACUCCAGGUAAUUGGACUACCACACACUGCCUCUUAUGUACAGUAUUCCAUCAUCGAGAAUAAUGUUGCUGAUGCUUAAGAUAGUACACUCUUAGAAGAACAUGCAUUAUCUAGAACCUAAAACGGUUCUUCGGCUGUCCCCAUAGGAGAACCCUUUGAAGAACCCUUUUUGGUUUCAGGUAGAACCCUUUUGGUUUCCAUGUAAAAACCUUUCCACAGAGGGUUCUACCUGGAACCAAAAAGGGUUCUCCUAUGGGUACAGCCGAAUAACCCUUUUGGAACCCUUUUUUCUAAGAGUGUAUGGGCACACUGGCUAACUGGUAGUUGAGAUGUGUUUAGGUGCAGGGUUUCUAAGCACAUGAUGAGACUAUAGAGAUGUUUGUCAGGGAGUUUCCCCUUUCCUCUAUUCCACACAUCAAUAGUUAUCUUUCUCUUCCCAGACUCAAACACAGCAUUAUAAUCUCUGUCUCCUACUGCCUGUUAUUCCAUUUGGGACUGUAACGGAGUGAGACAGCCGAUGGCUGGUUGUCUCAUGCCAGCGAAGUCAACCAGUGAGAGCUUUAGAUAGCAGCGUUUAAUGAAACCACACACAACAAACGAGCCCAGAUUCUGAAGGAGAUUAUUAAAAAUCGUUAGUUCUGCUUAAGUAUUAGGACUUUACAUUUAAUUCAUUCGGAGAAAGAAAGUAAAUCAGGUUAUGAAGCAUUUACAUUUCUUAAUGGUGGAAAAAUAUUUUACAUUUAUAUUUUCAAGUGUCACACUAACCUUUUUAUAGUGACAUGCUAACCCAAUCUCUUGUGACCUAUGAAAUGAAUCCUGGUGUCCUGAACCGUAUUCAAUGACACAGAAUCUUAUGGAGCAGAUAGAUACCAUGUUUGAGACUCUACCCUCUGGUUGGUUGGUUGAUGGAUUUUUCUAUUGCAUCUUUUCAUGACCCUCAUGAUAAUCAAUGUCACACAUGUACUUACAGUACAGUACAGUACAAACACAAAUACACGCAUACACAUUAAGGUUAGGAGCAGUGGACAGACAGGAUGCCAGGCCAAGUUGAUUUACGAGGGGAAACAGUGGAAUUAGUUAUAUGCGCAACAGGACGUGACUACUCAGGCCAAGGGAAUAACCAGGGUCGAAUUGUGGCAACAGAUGCCACCUGUUGUUGGCACAUUAAUGUGAUGUGACAGAUGAGGUGCCGGGCAUGUUUGUAAAGCUAUGUUAUAAAUCCCUAUCACAGUAUUAGCCCACCCAGGCCCAGUGUUGUGUUAUCCCCCUGCGACUGGGGUGCUGAUCAGGGAGGGAUGUGAAUGAUACUGUGACCUCAGUAUCAUGUGACUAAUGUCCCAGUUACAUCUGGCCCUCUGACACACUCCUGUCAGUGAUGCCAAUACAUUUACCACAUCAUUCACAGUGUCAGAGGGAAAUGACAGCUAUGCACCCUUAGGGCAUGCUCUUAGCAGUUUGCGGAAUGAACUAUGAAUCCCCCUCUCGUUCUCGCACGUUGGUACAGUGCGCCAACCUAACACCUGUGACUGACAGGUGGUUUCCUCCACACCCCAUUAGAUCUGUCUCUCCUGAUAACCUGAGGUUAGAGUGACAGUAAGGCCACUCUGUUGUGCUCUGGGCUCUGUCGUCUCGUUUGUGUACUCAUCCUCUCAGUGGGAACAUUCUCCGUCAUGGCCGCCGGUCUAGGCCAAGAUGCCUCCGGACCGCUACUGAGAAAAGUGACACUGCCAAAAAGAAGAAAAGACUGACCGUACAUAGGUCACCAUGGUAACAACACAGAACCUGGUAAACAGUCUCACAGAUUCGUUUUAUAAGACUUCCCAUGACACACCUGAUUUCUCCAGAUUCGUCACAAAGGGCACAUCAACUUUGUGUUUUUGAGGGGUUUGCUUGGCAGGUCUCUACAUAAAAAUAGGUUGUAAAAUUGAAGACACUUUUAUUGACUAUUGCGCCAUAAAAGCAUAACAUUGUUACCAGCCUGUCCAGGCAUAUUACGUUUGUAACUAUGUUAUCAUUUCUGUAAUUUGUGUUUAUAAUCUUAUCUGUGGUGCCAGUCUUUUUCCCUAAGCUGGAACAGACACUGUAUGCUUUCCUCUGGCCAACUCUGGGACUCUAGUGUGUAAAGGAUAGUAAUGAACAUAGUGCCCCAGUCAGAAAGUGAUCCCUAUGAGUGUGUAAUGUGCCAUGUCAGUUUUACCUUUUACAAUGUUGAUCUACUGCAUGUACGUAACUAUAGAUAACUUGAAUAGUGUUGCGUAUGUAUGGCUGAUGGUUAUUCUUUGUGCCAGGUUCUUGUCAUAGAAGUUAAGUGCUCUUGAUAAUGGGAUACAGAUAGCGUUGGAUCUGAGAUUUACAGUACUGUUGACAUUACACUUUAUUGAAGUAUUUGUUCUCAUAAGUUUUAUUGUGCAAUUGCUGCUGGCUUUGUGCCUACAGGGCUCCCUUGCUAAAUAGUCCUUGGUCUCAAUGGGACUCCCUGCUUAAAUAAAGGUUAAAUAAAAACAUUUAUGAAUUAGAUUUACGAAUAUCAGUUUACAUUUGGCUCAUUGGUUCUUUCCAGACAGAGGAUGGGUCGGAGACAAAGGAGGGUGAAGAGGAGGAGGAGGAGGAGGAAGAGGAGGGAGAUGAGGAAGGCAUGUCGUCUCCCAGUGAUCCUGGGGAAUGCCGUGGUUUCCGCGGCAACUCGUGCCAAGCAGCUGGCGGCCCGGCUCCGAGCCACAGCCCAGAAGGUCCUGAGGGACCUGGGCCGGAUCCUGGCCAUCACCCUGCUGGCCCUGGCUGGUGAGAACUGGAGGGAGGAGAGGGUAGGGUGGAGUGGAGUCAAGGGAAUAACCCCUGUUUACUGCUUCAUUAUAAAAGGAAAUUAAUAUACUGGUAAUAGUUGAUUUAUUUGUGAAAUAAAUCUUAAAUAAUUCUACACAUUUUGGGUGGAGAGAAAUGUUUGCCGUUUUUAAUAUGAUAUCUGAGUGAGACUGACUAACAAAAUCAAUGGGGCCCCCACGGGGUCUAAUUCGACCUUGAUUGCUAAAAGUUUACAUAGCUGGCCACUAGACAAAUUUACCAAUAAAAAUUUUUUGCUGACAUGGGCUAAUUGAGUUACUAGCAGUGGCUGACAUAACAAGAGAAAAACUGUUGAUGCACAACCAAAUUUCUAAAUUGCUUCUUUUGUAUUCUACUAUUCUACCUCACAACAGUAAGUUGAGACCCUGACUGAGUUCCCCCAAAAAUGUAAUGUAUUUUUAUUUGUAGGGGGAACAUUGAUCUGAGGGCCUUCAAAGGGUGGCGGGCCAUGGCCACCAGUUACCCAUCCCUGCAUUAAAGUAUGGGGGAACUGCUUGAAGAUAUCCAUGUAUGGUUUGUUGUUUUUGAGAGACGACGUGCAUUAUUGUUGUAUUGUGUUGAUAAAGUCCCUCGCCUAUAUCUCUGUUCCCCAGGCAUCACGUUACCCUCGGCCUUCUCUGCAAUCUACUUCCUGCUGUUCAUCGGCGUGUGCACAUGGUGGGCCUGCCACUUUCCCAUCAGCCACCUAGGCUUCAACGUGCUGUGUGUGAUGGUGGGCUUUUUCACGGCGGGCCACCUGGUGUGUCUCUACUUGUACCAGUGCCCCAUUGCCCAGGGCAUCUUGCCCCCUGCCAGCCUGUGGGCCAGGUCAGUGCCCCUCCCCACCGCUAGUGAAAUAAGUCAUUCUAUUCCGUUUUAGUCAUUGUAUUUCAUGUCUCUAGUACCUACCCAGCUUUACUUUUCACAGGGACUGGCAGCAGCCAUAGCGAUGCUCCUGGUUGGCACACUACCUCAAGAUUAUGAUUCAAACAUUGAUUCAGAAGUGAUUUGUACACUGACUCCUUGGCUCACAAGCUUCUGAAACAUAUAAUCUUUUUGGGGUUGUGAUUUUGUUGAGACAGUUGCAGACUGCACUCUUACUUAACAGCAGAUGAGUGGAACUGAGACAGUUCUCAGUUUUGUUUCAUAGUUCUCAGAAUUGAAGGAGGGGGAAAAGGAAUGGAGUGAAAUGAGAGGGGAGGAGUGAGACUGAAAGCUAUGUGAGGAAAUACUAGCAAGUUGUUUUUGGAAUAUUACCAAAUGCCCCCCCCCCCCAUUCGUCUCAUUCUCUCUUACACCUGGGAUGUGAUACAGGGUGGUGGGGUGGGGGUGAUGAAGCCGUUCUGUAGCAUUCCAUCUCGGAGUCUCAGGGUUUUGGCAUAGGAUGCUUAAGAGAGAUAGAGGGGGGGGAUAGAGGGGGAGAUAUAUAAUAUAUAAUAUGUACUGCUGUUAUCAAGGCCUCCCAGGUGGAGACACCUGUGAUCUUUCUUUCGCUCUCUCCUUCUUUAUCUUCACCUCUCUACCUCUGGCUCUUAGCCACGCUCAGCAAUCAACAUUAGAAGUCAGUUCCAGCCCACAAAUAUAACCUGAAACUAUAAUCAAUGGGUGUCAUGGCAGGGUGAACCCAGGGCUAAACUGUGCAAUAAAGUUUACAUCAUCUGAUGACGUUUCACAGAGAAACCAUGUUUCCUAAACUCAACCCCAUAUGCAGGCUUCUGUUACAUUCCCUCUCACCUCUUCUCAAUCCCAGACUGUUUGGCCUCAAGGAUAUCGUCAAACCUGGCAACUGCUCCGCCUCCUAUGACCUCAUCUUCAACACGGAGCAUGAUUGGCCUGUGUAUGUCAACCCCGGGAUCCUGCUUCUCCUGUACAUCACCAUGGCAAUGGUCCUGAAGAUCAGCAGCCACCAUAGAUCAGCUGACAAGGUACUGACAUCAGCACUCAAAGGCAUGAAACAUACUUGUCUGUCUUGAUUGACAUGUGCUGCUUACUGAAUCAGUACUUGCUUAUAUGACAGGGUGAGGAGGGGGCCCAGCUGGUCAAAGGAACAGAGGCUGGAGGAGGAGAGGAGGUGGAACUGAAGCCCUGGUCCGCUCAGAGACGACCCAGCCAGGACGACACUGAGGUGAGCAUGAGAUACCUGAUUGCACCCCUGCCCUGCUCCAUGCUGUCCAAUGCACUACUAUCCGCCAUUCUAUGACUGUGUGUUGGUGUUGUUUAUAAAGGUGUGAUGUGUAUGUGUUCCAGCACAUGCUUCUGUCUAUUGGGGAGUCUAUGGAGAGCACAGGAGAUGGCGUCACCAAUGGCUCCAGUCAUCAGGACUUGGGCCCAGGGCUCAGUAGCGCCCCUGAUGGACAGCAUGGGGACCACCCUCUGCACCUGCUGGGUAGAGUGGUCAUGCAGCAGAGCUACGUGUGUGCUCUCAUCGCCAUGAUGGUAACACUGAACUCUUAUUCACAUUCUAAAUGUAUCCUCUCUAUGAGCGCCAUUGGUAUAUUAGGCUAUGUUCCAAGUGAGGGUAUGUCGUGUCUUACCUGAACUCCAUCUCCCAUGAUGCCCCCCUGCAGGUGUGGAGCAUCACCUACCACAGCUGGCUGACGUUUGUGCUGCUGCUGUGGGCGUGUCUGAUCUGGAUGAUGCGUGCGAGGCGCCACUUCGCCACGCUGUGCUCUCCCUUCAUCCUGCUCUACGGCCUGGCCCUCUGCUUCCUGCAGUACGUCUGGGCCAUGGAGCUGCAGCCGGAGCUGCCCCGUACCGUGGGCACCAUGAGCCUCAGGCAGCUGGGUCUGGACCGAGCCCAGUACCCCUGCCUCCGCCUGGGGGCCAUGGUGAGGAGAGAGGGGGUAGGGGUGGAGGGGACCGGGUCAGCAGUGGCACAGAGGCUCUGGGAAAUGUCAAUGAAUGCAGCCUGUUAAGUGCCUACAGGAAAUUGAUAUUGCAGUAAUCUGUAUUCUGAAGACUGUAGUGCUGUUAUAAACAUGUCCCCAAGAUAUUAUUUAGUGCAUACCUGAAAAGUUCACCCACUCAACAAGUAUUUUGGGUAAAACAUGCCUGUCACAUAUGCUCUUUUGGCUAUUUAACAGUAUAUGCUCAUACUUUCCAUAUGAUUUAAAGCUGUGAGAAAGGCACUUAAAAGUGCGGUCCUGCAGUCAAUCUCCCAAACAGUGUCAAGACUGUACUCCAAUGGUGGCUAAUUUCACAUCUCUCUUCUCCCUCUGUCUGUUUUGUUGAUCCUGUCAGCUGCUGUACACACUGACGUUCUGGCUGCUCCUGCGCCAGUCAGUGAAGGACAACUUCAGCAGGAAGAAGAGCAGGUCUGCCCCUCUACAGGAGGUCACCACUGGAGGUGAGAGGGACCACUUCUGAUUCACACACUCUCUACACAAUAAAGUACUUCACGAAAGUUAUGAAGUUCCCAGGUGUGUGCUUUAGUAUGGUCUGGCCCAGUAACAUUCUCUCCCACUGUCUACAUUUUACAUUUGAGUCAUUUAGCAGACACUCUUAUCCAGAGCGACUUACAGUAAUGAGUGCAUACAUUUUCAUACUGACUGUGAAUCAUGUGUACCCUACAGUAUGGCAGUGUCUUCAGUUCAGUUUGGUUAGUAACAAGGUGUUCUUCUCCCUUCGGGUCCACAGAGGAGAGCGGGCGGAACGAGUCGGUUCUGAAGUUUGUGGGCAGACUGGUGAUGAGCUGCUAUGCCAAGUACUGGAUCUACGUGUGUGGAGGCAUGUUCAUCAUGGUCAGCUUCGCUGGCAAGCUGGUGGGCUACAAGAUCAUCUACAUGCUGCUCUUCCUGCUUUGCCUCUGUCUCUACCAGGUAUGUAGGGACCAUCAGUCCAGGGGUCACACUCUAAAGUCCUUUAAACUAUGACCCCAUCCUGAACUCCUUGUGAUUUCCAUAUUACAAUACUAUAAUACUACUCCCGAGUGGCGCAGCGGUCUAAAGCAGACCCUGGUUCGAUUCCAGGCUGUAUCACAAUCGGCCGUGAUUGGGAGUCCCAUAGGGCGGCGCACAAUUGGCCCAGCGUCGUCCGGGUUUGGCCGGUGUAGGCCGUCAUUGUAAAUAAGAAUUUGUUCUUAACUGGCUUGCCUAGUUAAAUAAAGGUUAAAUAAAUAUUACAAUACUACUUUAUUGGUCCAACUGCUACUUCGUACAUGUGUUUUCUCCUCUGCUCUGCUCUCAACCCUCCACACAACAUACAAGCAUGAGAGUAACACAGGGUUAGCCAAAGUGCAGCACACAACAAACUGGUUUUAUAUGGCAAAUUGCCCCUGGUCGCACUGGGGAUAACUCCAUUACCUCGAUUUGACCUGUGGUCAAACUGACUGGUCAUUGACAUUUUAAUGAAUGUUGUUGUUGUCCACCCCCACCGUCACUGUCACUGUUACUGUGACCCUAUACCCUCAGGUGUACUACUCUCUGUGGAGGAGGCUGCUAAAGGCCUUCUGGUGGCUGGUAGUGGCCUACACCAUGCUGGUGCUCAUCACCAUCUAUACCUUCCAGUUUGAGGACUUCCCUGCCUACUGGAAGAACUUCACCGGCUUCACUGAACAGCAGUACGUUCCCCCCACCUCACUGUGUGGUCAAGACUAUUACACACUUUCUUAUUAGGUUUCUCAUUAUGUUUGAUGAUGAAGUGGCCUAUAUUAACAUCAAUCUGGGUUCAAGGAUGUGGUUUUUACUGAUUUAAUCAGGAAUUCCUAAAUAUCAUCAAUUUCCACACCAAUAUCUAGUUUUUCCAGAUUUCCUACGUUGUCCUGAUCACUGCCAUCUGGGUUUGAGGUGUACUAUGAGUACAGUAGAAACCUCUGGAAAUUGAAGCGAGUCCUGCACCUCUGUCUCCCUGCAGGCUGGCUGACAUCGGCCUGGAGACCUUUAAGCUGACCGAGUUGUUCACCAGCAUCCUGAUCCCAGGCUUCUUCCUGCUGGCCUGCAUCCUGCAGCUUCACUACUUUCACAGACCCUUCAUGAGGAUCACAGACCUGGACCACGUCACGCCCAUACACGGGUACGCUCGUCUCAGGCUCCUCCCACACAGUAUGACUCACUGCCGGACAGAGGAUAAUAGAUAACGUCCUCGUCAAAAGUCCAUGUAAUAACGUCCAUAGUAAAUGAGUUCAGUUGUGUGCUGUCCAUCUCAUUUAAUAUCACUGCCAGAGAAAGCCAUUGUCCACCUGCAGAAACAAUAUCCUAUAUGAUGACACUAUUUUGAUCCCACAGGAAGAAGAAGAGCCACAGACCAGAGGUCCUCCGCUGUGCUGAUGGGGCUGUGUUUGAGGAGGAAGAUCUGGUGACAGAUCUGGGGGAUGACGAAUCAGAGGAUGAUGGUGGGCACAGAUGUUGUGGUAAUGUUGUUGAGCUUAAUGCAGAGUCUCCUGCAGCCCUUAAUACAAUAGAUUUGUAUAGUGCUUUUCUAGGACCCAAAGACUGCUUACAAUUGUACAAACAAAAACAGUACAAGGCAAGUGUUUCUGUAUAUGUGGCAUGUCUAUAAUGAUGUCUCGCUCUCUUUCUCUAUAUCUGCUGUACAGAGAUGAUGCCCAGUAAGUGGGGUUUGGUGGUGAACAGGCUGAUGGUUCUGUUCAGGAAGUUCUCUGACACACUGACCCAGAUCCAAGUGUUAAUCUGGAGGGUCCUGGAGCUGCACAUCCUCAAGAUGGUGGCCUUUUUUGUGGUCUGGGUGGCUCUGGGAGAGGUCAGUAGUCCACAGCAGUCAUCUGUUACAGUCUAUUAUGUACCGUGUGAAUUUGGAACCAAGACCUUAUCCCCCCCUCUUUUUCUGUCUUUCUCUUCUCUCUAUCUCUAUCUCUAUCUCUAUCUCUAUCUCUAUCUCUAUCUCUAUCUCUAUCUCUAUCUCUAUCUCUCUCUGUCUGUCUCAGCCGUCUGUGAUGAACCUGGUUCUGGUGGUGCUCUGGGCGUUUGCCAUGCCUUACUCCCGCUUCCGCCACAUGGCCUCCUGUCUGUCCACCGUCUGGGUCUGCAUCAUCAUCGUCUGCAAGAUGCUCUACCAGCUCAGCAUCGUGGACCCUGUCGAGUACACCAACAACUGCACUGUGGUGAGACACCAGUCUGGAAAGACACACACACACACAGUGGAGUACAGAUGAAUGUGUACAGAGCUAUGCUCUCUGUUUAUAUUGAUAGCGUUCUCACACACUCCUGCUGCCAGCGUUCUGCUGAGUGCACACUAUGCUAGUAUUUACCCCUGGUGAGAAGCGAAGACCUUGGUGCUAAUUACAGCCAGUUUCAUGUGUGAAUUCUGUUGACGUGUUUAGUCUCGCUGCUUUACGGCUGUUUAGAGAAGAACAGCCUUUUGUUUAGUUUUUCUGUGAUUUGCAGCGAGACAUUCUGGCUGCAGUUCCUCAGUCUCAUAUACACUCGCUCUCUCCACUUUCUUUCUUUCUUUCUUUCUUUCUCUCUCUCUCUCUCUCUCUCUCUCUCUCUCUCUCUCUCUCUCUCUCUCUCUCUCUCUCUCUCUCUCUCUCUCUCUCUCUGUCUCUGUCUCUGUCUUUCUCUCUCAAUUCAAUUUCAAUGUAAGGGCUUUAUUGGCAUGGGAAACAUAUGUUAACAUUGUCAAAGCAAGUGAAUUAGAUAGUAAACAAAAGUGAAAUAAACUCUCUCUCAUUUCUCUCUCUCUCUCGCUCUCUCAUUUCUCUCACUCUCUCUCCAUUGCGCUCUUUUUUUCCAUUAUAGCCCUUGGCCAAUGAAACCAAUCUGAAAGAUUCUGAGGUCCUGAACUCCACUCUGUACAGAGAGCCUGUAGACCCGGCCAACUGGUUUGGCUUCAGGAAGGAUGCCACCGUACUGGGCUAUAGCAAGGUGAGAUCAAUGCUCUUCGAUCUUGACGUCUCUCAAGGGGACAGUCUUUUACUGUGAUUAUAAAGUAAUGUUAUUGAGCUAUUUUCGUCGUCGUGAUAAUUUUUUUAUAUGUGUACUAGGCAGGGUUGGGGUCAAUUCCGUUUCAAUUCAGGAAGAACACUAAAAUUAUAAUUCUUCAAUGCUUUUCAAUGAGGAACAUUUUAAAAUUAGAAUUUUGUUUACUUUCUGAAUUGACUGGAAUUUAAAUGGAAUUGACCCCAACUUUGGUACUAGGUCAAAUAACAAUUGGACUGGACCUAGCUCAUGCUGUCUUGUUUGUGUCCUUCCAGAACCACCUGCUGGUGCUGAUGCUGCUGGUGUUUGAGGCCACAGUGAACCGCCACCAGGCCCACCACUACAGGCAGCAGCAGAGGUCCCCUCCCCUCAUCCCAGCCAUCUUCCCCCAGGCCACCAGAGACACCCUGGACCAGGGCCUGCUGGCCUGCAUCAAGUACCUACUCAACUACAGCUUCUACAAGUUUGGCCUGGAGGUAGGCCUCUUGCUGCUGUUUGGAGUUACUAUACAAAAGCAUGUUGGUGUAUUUCUCUAUACUUUUGGAUUCCUCUCAUAUCUUUCAUGUCUUUUUCUAUCCAUGUGUCAUUCCAAGAUCUGCUUCCUGAUGACGGUGAAUGUGAUUGGCCAGCGGAUGAACUUCCUAGUCAUAAUCCAUAGCUGUUGGCUGGUGACCAUCAUGGUACGGCGUCGCCGGGCGGCCAUCGCUCAGAUCUGGCCCAAAUACUGCCUGUUCCUCAGCAUCUUCAUGAUCUACCAGUACAUACUGUGUGUGGGCAUUCCCCCUGCACUCUGUAUAGGUGAGUGGGGAUCAUUAGUCUCCAUGUAUCUCCAUUGUUGCCAGCCUCCCAGUAGCUAUACAACAACAUCACCUUCUUUACCGACAGUACCUGACAGUGUAUCUCUCUCCCUCUAAAGACUACCCCUGGCGAUGGAACACCCCCAUCAUAAUCAACUCGGCGCUCAUCAAAUGGAUCUACCUGCCAGACUUCUACACCAUCCCCAACUCCAAGAACCUCAUUGGUGAGUCUCCUGCCUCAUCUGACCCCUGACCUCAGUGAUAUUGUGGCUUACUAACGCUACGACCUGUGCUUUGACUUUAAAAUAUCCUGGUCAUAGAUGCAUAAUAUCAAAAAUGGUUAAUUAGUAAUUUGAUGAUGAUGUGUUCCUCCUGUUUGAUGCUGAUGGUUGAGUCUGUAUCUGGUCCCUCCAGCGGACUUUGUCCUCCUGAUGUGUGCCUCCCAGCAGUGGAAGGUGUUUGAGGAUGAGAAGAGGGAGGAGUGGAUGGUUCUGGCUGGAGAGAACACAGACGACCCUAACCCCAUGGACGAUCGACCUUUCAAUCCUGCCCCCAACUUCAUCAACUGCAGGUACUGUAUGACCAAACACAGAGAACAACUGACCUAACAGCAGUUAUAACCACACUCAUCCUCUUCAUACCCUUCAGGCAUUAUUAUGAGGGGCAGGAGUUUUUCCUGACCAUGCGACCUGACCAGGGCACUAAUUAUUAUACAUCCUCAACUACGCCUACCAGUAUACAGUAUCAACAUUAACUAUCAUCUCUCUCUCCCCCUUUCCUCCAGGUGUUACCUGGACAUGGCCAAGGUGCUGGUGUUCCGUCACAUGUUCUGGUUUGUCUUGUCGGUGGUGUUUGUGACGGGGGCCACCAGGAUCAGUGUGUUCGGCCUGGGUUACCUGCUGGCCUGCUUCUUCUUCCUGCUCUUCGGCACCAAGCUGCUCAGGAAGCCCUCCCGCACGCGCCUGGUCAUGUGGGACUGCCUCAUCAUCUACAACGUGGCCGUAAUCAUCUCCAAGAACAUGCUGUCUGUGAGUGGCUAUGCACCUCGCUGUGGACAACCACAUACUGUAACCAUAAGCCUAUACAGGGUGGAAAUAAACGUUGUUAGGUGAACUGUUAUGUUUGUAUACAUUUACGUGAGAGUGUGUUGUGUCUCCAGAUCUUGGCCUGUGUGUUUGUGGUGGAGAUGCAGAAAAGUUUCUGCUGGGUGAUCCAACUCUUCAGUCUGGUCUGCACAGUCAAGGGCUACUACGACCGUGAGUACUCAACACAUAAAGAUAGAUACAGUUGUUUUAUCUCUGAGUGAACACAAGUCACCCUCCAAAUUGGCAGGAAAACAAUGAUUAUCAAGUCAUUUGUCUGAGCAUUAUAGAAUAACCAAAGCGGACUUUGUAUGCUUGUGUGUGUCUCCUACAGCUAAGCGUGUGAGUGAUAAGGCGUGUACUCUGCCUGUAGAGGAGGCAGGGAUCAUCUGGGACAGUAUCUGCUUCUUCUUCCUCCUGCUGCAGAGGAGAGUGUUCCUCAGCUGCUACUUCCUGCAUGUGACAGCCGACCUGCAGGCCUCUGCCCGCCAAGCCUCCCGGUGAGCACUGGUCUCCACAGCACCCCCUGGGGGGCACCCUAAGAGCCACGACAGUGCCCUGCAACUGCCACAGUGUUUUGAUAGACUCACGCUGAUACUGUUUUACUGUGUGUUCAGUCUGUAUAUACUGUAUGGAAACAUGUUGUGUUGACCUGCUGUUUGAUUGUGACAGGGGCUUUGAGCUGUUCAGGGCCAGCAUUGUGAAGAACAUGCGCUUCCACCAGGAAGUAGAGAAGAAGUCCCUCUCGCAGCUCAAGAGAUCGUGAGUAACCAUUAGAAAUGACCGCUUUCCAUGUUUUCAACACAUGGAGACAUUCCUCAUGUAUCAAGCCAAAACGGGCUAAUGAGAGAGACAGAUCUCAUAAGUAGCCCAUAGCCAGGAAUAGCCACUAGCCAGGCCAAUAAUCUCCCUCUGCACAUGUCUGAUGAAUGUGACAGCAGAUGGACUCUCUGGAAAACACAUGUCCAAAACCAAGAUGGUAGUGUGGUCAAGUGCCAUAUGUGACUGCUUAAUCAUAUACAACUAAUGUAGAAAACUGAGUAAAGAGAAGAAUGAGAGAUAGAGUGAUGACAUCAGAAUAUGUCUGCCCUUCCCCUCAGGAUGGAACGGAUCCGCUCCAAACAGGAGAAGUGUAAAGAGUGCCGUCGGAAGUCAGACACCAAGGCGGAUCCGGCAUCAGGUACUCAACUUCAUUACGCUAUACUGAUCCGGCAGGUAUGACAUUUUAGUCAUUUAGCAGACGCUCUUAUCCAGAGCGACUUACAGUUAGUGAGUGCAUACAUUUUUCAUACUGGCCCCCCAUGGGAAUCAAACCCACAACCCUGGCGUUGCACGCGCCAUGCUCUACCAACUGAGCUACAGGAGGCUACAAAUGAGUUUGGUUUGGACUUGUGCUCUCACUGUCAAGUAAUUCAACAACCCAUCGCUGCAGAUGAUGGUUUGAGAGUGUUUGUGUUGUGUGUGUUUGGUAAAGCCUGAGGCCCUUCAUCUCACCCCACAGAGCCACAGAGGGAAAAGAGGAGCCACAAGCGUGGCAAGAAGUGGCAAGAGCCCUGGCUGGACCAUGCUAAAGGUUUGCUCCAUAUCCCACCACUAUAUAUCCCUCUGUCUGUGUCUAUGUCAGUGCCAGACUGACUCUCUCCACGUCUCUCCAUCUCUACAGUAUCUGACCCCACAUUUAUCUCACACCAAGUGCUUAAGUGGAUGUGUUUGUGCAUGUGUUUGUGCAUGCAGCUGCUUGUCGUGUACCUGUAUGUGCAUGUUCCAGAUGUGUCUAUGAGCAUCCAUGUAAAGUGCCUUCGGAAAGUAUUCAAACCCCUUGACUUUUUCCACAUUUUGUUAUGUUACAGCCUUAUUCUAAAAUUGAUUAAAUAAAUAAAAAUCCUCAGCAAUCUACACACAAUACCCCAUAAUGACAAAGCCAAAACAGGUUUUUAGAAAUCUUUGCAAAUGUAUUUAAAAGAAAAAACAGAAAUACCUUAUUUACAUACUGUAAGUAUUCAGACCCUUUGCUAUGAGACUCGAAAUUGAGCUCAGGUGCAUCCUGUGUCCAUUGAUCAUCCUUGAGAUGUUUCUACAACUUGAUUGGAGUCCACCUGUGGUAAAUUUAAUUGAUUGGACAUGAUUUGGAAAGGCACACACCUGUCUAUAUAAGAUCCCACAGAUGACAGUGCACGUCAGAGCAAAAACCAAGCCAUGAGGUCGAAGGAAUUGUCCUUAGAGCUUCGAGACAGGAUUGUGUUGAGGCACAGAUCUGGGGAAGGGUACCAAAAAAUUUCUGCAGCAUUGAAGGUCCCCAAGAACACAGUAGCCUCCAUCAUUCUUCAAUGGAAUACGUUUGGAACCACCAAGACUCUUCCUAGAGCUGUUCGUCCGGCCAAACUGAGCAAUCGGGGGAGAAGAGUCUUGGUCAAGGAGGUGACCAAGAACCCGAUGGUCACUCUGACAGAGCUCUAGAGUUCCUCUGUGGAGAUGGGAGAACCUUCCAGAAGGACAACCAUCUCUGCAGCACUCCACCAAUCAGGCCUUUAUGGUAGAGUGACCAGAUGGAAGCCACUCCUCAGUAAAAGGCACAUGACAGCCCGCUUGGAGUUUGCCAAAAGGCACCUAAAGACUCUCAGACCAUGAGAAACAAGAUUCUCUGGUCUGAUGAAACCAAGAUUGAACUCUUUGGCCUGAAUGCCAAGCGUCACGUCUGUUGGAAACCUGGCACCAUCACUACGGUGAAUCAUCGUGGUGGCAGCAUCAUGCUGUGGGAAUGUUUUUCAGUGGCAGGGACUGGGAGACUAGUCAGGAUCGAGGCAAAGAUGAACGGAGCGAAGUACAGAGAGAUCCUUUCUGAAAACCUGCUCCAGAGCGCUCAGGACCUCAGACUGGGGCGAAGGUUCACCUUCCAACAUGACAACGACCCUAAGCACACAGCCAAGACAACGCAGGAGUGGCUUCGGAAUAAGUCUCUGAAUGUCUUUGAGUGGCCCAGCUCGAGCCCGGACUUGAACCCGAUCGAACAUCUUUGGAGAGACCUGAAAAUAGGUGUGCAGCAACGCUCCCCAUCUAACCUGACAAAGCUUGAGAGGAUCUGCAGAGAAGAAUGGGAGAAAUUCCCAAAAUACAGGUGUGCCAAGCUUGUAGUGUCAUACCCAAGAAGAUUGCAGCCAAAGGUGCUUCAACAAAGUACUGAGUAAAGAGGUCUGAAUACUUAUGUAAAUGUUAUAUUUCCGUUUGUUAUUUUUAAUAAAUUAACAUUUCUAAAAGCCAGUUUUUGCUUUGUCAUUAUGGGGUAUUGUGUCAAUUUUAGAAUAAGGCUGUAACCUAACAAAAUGUGGAAAAGUCAAGGGGUCUGAAUACUUUCCGUGCCUGUGCACACUCUGUCCUCUGUAAUGCAGCUGUGUCUGACCGACUUCUUCUGGAAGGUCAUCCAGUCAGUUAGAAUCACAUCAUUACCCGAGGCUGUGUCCCAGGAUGCCCUUAGCUCAAAUAAAAUACCUUCCGUCUGUCUGCCUCAGGAGGUCCCGAAAUUAGAUUUGUCUGGGCUCUUUGAUAUUGAAAUAGGAGUAUUUUUCUCCUGCAGUGAGCGGCAUCUGAUGUCUUCUGUCUAUUGGGGAAAUGGUUGGCUGAGCCGGUCUGUACUGUUUACGUGCACUGUCAGAAAUCUGGAAGAGUUUGCCUUAGGACAGAACCAAUCAGAGUUUGUCAAACAGUUUAUUAGCCGACCUGUAGUGUUUUCAUAAUGGAAUAGGUCUUACGCAUAUUUCUCUAUACUCUUUGAAUUGCAGCUGCAGUCCAGGAGAGGAUCGUAAUCUCCCGGUAUUUUUGGCCUGUCUUUCCCCACAUCUGUUUUCAUUAUUUCCUUCCUCAGACAGAACUGCAUUGUCCAGUGCUGCUAGUCAGUUUUUUUUGUUUCUGUUUUGUUCGAAAAUCAGGCACUAAACACUCCUGGGUUGUAGUGGUCUCAGUCUAUAUGAGUUAUGACUAGUUGUACUACCGGUAAAUGCAUUCACUACCCAAGGUCUGUCCUGUCCCCAUGUAUUAAUAUGAUGUGGAUGGUUUCUGUUUACCUCUGCAGUGUUGCAUUCUGGAGAUUACUACCUGUUUGAGUCGGACAGUGAGGAGGAAGAAGAACUAUUUUCAGAAGAAAAAAAGCCUCAGAAACAGACUGCCUUUCAGGUGAGUUCACCUUACAGACAUUAAACACAGCCUCUGCCACCACAACAUUUUCACAGCGCUAAAAUGCACUGAAAUGAGCAGAAACAACAAUAUUACUCAAAAUACUCCAAAGCUUGCUUUUCACAAUGGAGUAUUGAAGCAUGUGAAUUCCUCCUGCCCCCCUGUGCCCACAGCUGGCGUACCGGGCGUGGGUGACCAGUGCCAAGGCAACGCUGAGAGAACGCCAGGAGAGACAGAAAGAACAGAGGAGGCUGGAAAGAGAGGAGAGACGGCAGAGGGAACAGGACAGCUCUCCAGCAUCAGGUCAGAGAUCACACACACACACACACACACACACACACACACACAAACAAACACACAGUGAUUAACUUGUUUUUUCUGUUACAGGUCAUGAAGGUAGUGUUGAAUUUGAUGAAAGUAUCUCACACGAAGAGAUAGAUGACAAUGACGAACUUGAAGGAGAGGGCUCAGGUAUUUUGGGGGUUUAUUUAAUGAUGUAGGCUACAUAUUUUGGCCACUAUAUUCACAGUGUUUCAUAUAGCGCCAUUUAUUCAUUAAGUUUCACACAUUUUAUUGUCUGUAUGACCUAAUGCAAUGUAAUCUAAUGCUGUGCUCCAGGGAAGGCAGACAUCGUGCAGAGGAUCCUGGACAUCCUCAUGUUGCUGUGGAUCGUGUUCCUGGCCAUGGUGGACGGCCUAACAGAGUGGCUCAACCUCAUCACCAAGCAGUACGUGGACACCUCCACUGUGCUGUGCAACGAACGCUACCUCCUCAUACACAACGUCAGCCAGGUCAGUUAUAAGGUACCUCCCACACCCAGAAGUCAUCUACUUCUAGGGGGCUCUGCCCCAGCAUGACCAGUGAUGGACCCUAACCCUGUAGUGUUUGACAGGGGCCUCUGAGGGAGCCUAUGGAGGAUCAGCUGUCCCAGGGCAGCGAGAGCCCCACUAUGGAGACUUGUCUGGGAGACACAGAGGGAGACACAGACCACGUGAAUAGAACCAGUGCCACCAGGUUGGUGACGGUGAUAGCCCAUUUAACCUGUUGGACACAUUGAAUAUUAAAUAUCUCCUUUGAGGGAGGGACAGAAUUUAACUGAAGAAUGUCCUUUUCUUACUGGUUUGUAAUCAUCUAUAAUUCAGUCAGUGUUAAGUGUUAUUGCUGACCUGUGUGUUAUGUUGUAGUGGGUUGGAGCUGGAGGAGCUGAGCGAGCGUGAGCGUCACAGCGGCACCACCCUGUGUUGUUCAGAGCCCACUCUGGAGCUGCUGGGGGAGGAGCCAGAACCACAGCACAAAAGCCACUACCGCCACUCCAGGACCGCCAGUGAGAUGCUCACUGACAGGUACUGACGUAUACGUUACAAUGUUCCCAGAAAAUCUCUACAGUUGACAUGCUACAGACCCCAGCUUGCAGCCUGAUCGAUUUCCUUUCACGACACAGACUGCCAACUGUCCCCACGUAUCAGCUUGUGUAUGUCCUGUGUGUACGAACUGUACUGACCCCCAUGUCUCGAUCCCCCUAACUCAGCCAGUUCUUUGUGGAGGAGUUGGUCCAGUGUAGAGAGUUCUACUCCUCUCAGAACCGCCUGCUGAAGCUGCAGUUUGCCCUGUACAACCUCCUGGCUGCCAACUCCGAGCUGGUGUGCUACUUCAUCAUCGUGCUCAACAACAUGGUGACGGCCUCCGUCAUCUCAGUGGUGCUGCCCAUCCUCAUCUUCCUCUGGGCAAUGCUGGCCGUGCCACGCCCCACCAAGAAGUUCUGGAUGACCGCUAUUGUUUACACUGAGGUGGGUCGCUGUUGGGUUGAAAAUGCUGGUACCAAGACAGAGCUGGUUUAUGCAUUGUUAUUGUUGCACUGAUGUAGUAUGUUAGUGCAUACCUAUGCAAGCCUGUUGAGACAGCCGUUGCAUAGGUGCAGACGCUUACUAUCUUGUCCAUCUUCUUGCCUUCGUUGGCUAAAGUGGUGUAAACAUUGCGUAAGAUGUGAAGUAUGUAAUGUGUAAGAUUUUUUUUAUUGAACACCUGGUGUAAACCAACGGUAGAAACCAAAUAGCAGUCUAGAUUGCCCGACCCUAAUUUAGGGCUUUAUUUCACACUGUUCUCGUUCCAGGCUGUUAGCUUUUACAAAAAUAAAUACAAAAAUCACAGUAUUUAACAGAUGCUCAUGUAUGUUUAACUAUGUUUCUCUCUGCAUUAUUCUGGUUUGUUCCGGUUCUACUCAGGUCAUGGUGGUGGUUAAGUACCUGUUCCAGUUUGGUUUCUUCCCGUGGAACAGUGUAUAUGAGCUCACACUGAACGAGGACAAGCCUUUCUUCCCUCCUCGUAUCCUGGGCCUGGAGAAAACUGAUAACUACAUCCGCUAUGAUCUGCUGCAGCUGCUGGUUCUCUUCUUCCAUCGCUCACUGCUACAGGUAUACCAGUCCACCAUAAAACUCUCAGCCAGGACUCUGUUGGCCUUGACAUUUAUAAUUAUAUGUUUAUACCACAAGAUUUGGAUUAAAUACUCUUCACUGUCUCUCAUCAGCGGUAUGGCCUGUGGGACCAGGAGUGUGCUCUGGAGGAGAAGCCCUCUCGGCCAUCAGAGGAGGCCAACAAGAAGGAGGAAGGAGAAGGGGGAGGGAGGUGGAGGUCCAUUCCCAGCCUAGGACCCAGCCUCAUGGACCUGGAGGAACUCAAACCGGACCAGGACCAGAAGGCCGAACCAGAGCCUGGACCAGAGCCUGAACCAGAGCCCAGCACCAGCUUAGCCCCCACCCCAGAGCCGCCUGUGGAGGGACCCAAGAAGAAGGGCAGCAUCAUGCGCUUCCGCAAGAAAAAACAACUAAGCAAAGGUCAGUUAAAGAAACAAUAGAGGGGAGAAAGAAGACAUUCAUGAAUUAAAGGCUUGGGAUUUCAGAAUAGGAGUGUGUGUCCUUAUUACUGCCCUCCUCAGUUACAGUGAAAUGAUUUGUAUUCUGUUUGGAUUCUAGAAGCCUUAGAUAUCAAGGCUGAGAAGAAGGCGCAGAAGAAGAAGCAGAAGGGUAAACGUAGAGAGGCAGCCAGUAAGAAGCUGAUAGCAGUGGGAGAGAAGAUCAAGCACCUCACCAUCACCGCGUAAGUACACAGGAGUCACUCACAGGAAAGUACACAGGAGUCACUCACAGGAAAGCUCGUCAGACAAUGCAGUCCUCACACAAUUACAUAACCAGUGAAUUAUAUAGUGUUAUUAUGGUUUAAUAAAUCAUUCUGUGGGUUUUGAUUUGCAUUUAGAAGUGUAGUUGGUUGUGACGUGAUUACUGUGCUGUAUGAAUCAGCGGUUCUCUAUAAUCUUGCCAUAUUUGGGCAUGAACCGUGAUUUGAUUUCCCAAUCUUCUUUGUAGUAUGCGAAAUGUCUACAAGCCUUGUCACGAAUUCUUCAGCGACAUCUUACAUGCACCGUACCGUGCUGCCACUGAUGUCUACGCCCUCAUGUUCCUCACUGACGUGGUGGAUUUUAUAAUCAUUGUCUUCGGUUUCUGGGCCUUUGGAGUGAGUACUGUUUAUAUGACUGCAAUGAAUGCACUUUCUGUCCGAGGCCACUCUUGACACACAACCUUUCCUUGUGCGGGCACAAGCUCUCAAACCUUUCAAACCUCUCAAAUACAGUUCCGAUAUUGUAUUACUCCUUUUUGCAUCACCACCUACACGUUAUUCUGAUUAAACCAUUAAAACACAAUCUCUAGAAGCUCUGUACUUGGUCCCAGGAUACUAUAAUAGCAUUUUGUGGACUAAACGGUUGCCCAUUGUGCCUCAGAAACACUCAGCCGCAGCGGACAUUGCUUCCACGCUGUCAGAGGACCAGGUGCCCGAGGCCUUCCUAGUGAUGCUGCUCAUCCAGUUCAGCACCAUGAUCAUCGACCGAGCCCUCUACCUCCGCAAGACCGUCCUGGGGAAGCUCAUCUUCCAGAUCAUCCUGGUGUUCGGCAUCCACCUCUGGAUGUUCUUCAUCCUGCCUGCUGUCACUGAGAGGUGAGGAAGAGGAAGGUGUGUCCGCAGAGUGAUACAUCUCAUUACAUCAUGUCUAUUUAAUCACACUAUGUUUGUCUAUCUUCAUGAUGUUCUACAGUCCUGAAGCAGUGUGUCUAUUGCAUCAUUUCUCUGAGGUGUAUACUGAAGUGUGUCUCCCUCUGUCCUCUCAGGAUGUUCAGUCAAAACUCGGUGGCUCAGCUCUGGUACUUUUUCAAGUGUAUCUACUUUGCCCUGUCGGCCUAUCAGAUCCGCUGUGGCUACCCCACCCGAAUCCUGGGCAACUUCCUCACUAAGAAGUUCAACCACCUCAACCUCUUCCUCUUCCAGGGGUGAGUCUGUCCAUUCAUCUCCUCCUCUGCCACACCAUAUGGUAUGUUUGAGUCAAGGAGUCUCCCUGUUCAGGGAGGUGAUGGGAUGAGGUUGGGUACUGGUACAGGGUGAUAUUGUCUGUCUGUGCUUUCAGGUUCCGCUUGGUGCCUUUCCUGGUGGAGCUCCGGGCAGUGAUGGACUGGGUGUGGACUGACACCACUCUGUCCCUCUCCAACUGGAUGUGUGUGGAAGACAUCUACGCCAACAUCUUCAUCAUCAAGUGUAGCCGUGAGACAGAGAAGGUACAAAAACCUCUAGGUUACAAAUGUAGUUGAUAAAAUCACUUGCUAUCUAUUGUAGUGUGUGAUUAGGCCAGCAGUUCUUACAGCUGGUUCCUCUUCAUCCUCAGAAAUACCCUCAGCCCAAAGGCCAGAAGAAGAAGAAGAUAGUGAAGUAUGGGAUGGGAGGACUCAUCAUCUUCUUCCUCAUCUGCAUCAUCUGGUUCCCGCUGCUCUUCAUCUCAUUGGUCAGAUCGGUUGUGGGCGUGGUCAAUCACCCUGUGGAUGUCACAGUGACCGUCAAGCUGGGAGGAUAUGAGGUAAUUACUGGGGGGAAAAUUAUAAGUGAGCACAGUUUACACUCUAUGGGCCCUGGACCCAUGCUGCCCAUGGUCAUCUUCAAUGGCAAGUCUAGUCCAGCACUGAAAAGCAAGCAAUGGAGAAUCUAUGGAAGAUACAUUUGAAAUGUGCUCAUGUUAGAGUUGUUGUACUGAAACAUUUAACCAUUGUCCCUCUCCAUAGCCCUUGUUCACCAUGAGUGUCCAGCAGCAGUCCAUUCAGUCCUUCACUGAGGAGGACUACAACAAACUCACCACCAACUUCUAUGACAAUGCUGUACGUAAUACCUCCAACCCUACUGUAAAGAGCUGAACUCAUUUCCUUCCCUUGGGUGCCCUGUUUUAGAUUAUAAUCAAACAAAAUGUGUACAACUGUGUAACCGUGAGUAAGUGAUCCCUGUUGAAUGAUGAAUACAACAAACAUGAACUUGAGCUCCGCUGCUCUCCAUUUGCCUCAGCGGUAGGUAGUUGUAACUUCUGAGUGUCUGUGUGCGUCUCCUGCAGAGGGCUAUGCAGUUCAUCACCCUCUACAGCUAUGAGGACAUAGUGACAGCUAAAAUCGAGGGUAGCUCCGGGUCAGUGUGGAGGAUCAGCCCACCUAGUCGACAGGAGGUGGUCAAGGAGCUGCUGGGCAGCCCUGUGGACAUGACCCUACGCCUGGCCUGGACCUUUCAGAGGUCAGCUGGGUGUGGGGGGUGUGUGUGUGUGUGUGUGUGUGCCCACCUGUAUGUGUAUGCACCUGUUUGUGUGUUUUUAAGUAGUUGUAGAAGUAAAAACAUUUGCUUAUGCAAUUGCCCUGUGGUUUUCUAUAGUAUGUAUUGUAUUUUUGUCUGUCUCUUUCUUCAGGGACCUUGGCAAGGGUGGCACUGUGGAGCACACGUCUGACAAGUACUCCAUCGAUCUGGAACCAGGCAACCCAGUCAGAGCAGACCUUGCUUCACUGCUAGUGGGGAACCGCACAGACCCAGUGUAUGUUCUGCUCUCUACACAAAGUCAAAUGUACUAUUUCAAUUUAUGUUGUGUGAAAUCCUGUCCUGAGUUCUGUUUGACAUUCUCUGUACUGUUUUUUCCUCAGACGUGUGCCUCACAUGUUCCCCAACUAUAUCCGAGCACCGAACGGAGCCGAGGCCAAACCAGUCGACCAGCUGUAUAAAGGUCAGAGGAGCUUUUAUUUAUAAACAUCCUUCUUGCCAUACAGUGCUUGAAAUAUAGACGGGUUAGCUGACAACGUCACGAAACGAUGCACACGCUUCAAAGGGGCAGAAGGCCAAGUGUUGUUAUGGUUCUGGAUGGCCAGAUAGCUAGCAACAAUGACAAGAAGCUGCCAUGGUGGUGAAUCGUAAGUGGCUCGUUUCAGCUUGUUUGAUCUUGUUCUUAAUGUCUUGUUUUGACUGAUGUCACGUCUAUGCUAAUAUGGCUCAAAUUUGCUAGCUGUAACGAUGUAUUUGAGAGACAAGUGCUCAUUGUGCAGCUUUAUUUAUGUUUUCAAUUAACAUUGGAGAUAAUAUACAGUUUACAUGUUAUCAACAAUCUAAGCCAACCCCGUCUGUUUUUCCCCAUAGUUGCACACGAGUCAGUUUUGUUGCUAAACAAUCAACCCGUCUACAAGGAAGCUCAAAGCUAAAACAUAGGCAGUCGGUCUGUGUUACUGUCUCCCUGACACCAUGUUAUGUUGCAGGUGAUGAGGAGGGCUACCAGGAUGUAACCCUGUCUCUGAUGAGGGACCGCUCUCUGAACAGCACCCGUGGGGCCCAGGAGUGGUGGGACAUCAGCAUCGCCGACUGUCCUCCGUCCACAGGGGAUUGCGGCGUCCUGCCCAUGGUCAUCUUCAACGACAAAGUCAGCCCCCCCAGCUUAGGUUUCCUGGCAGGAUAUGGGUAAGAUCUGUGCCUGUCUGUCUUCUCAAUGGUAGCCCAUUCCAGCAAAUCUAAUACUAGAUUUACAUUCACACUAUUUUGUGGGAAAUGAACUGUAUUUUGAAUAGAAGAAAUCCAUAAUUUCAUUUUCAGACAGAGAGCUCUGUGUUCAGUUAUGCUCAUUCUAUACUUGUUGUCCAUUGCAGGAUCAUGGGUCUGUACGUGUCGGUGGUGCUGGUGAUUGGGAAGUUUGUGAGGGGCUUCUUCAGUGAGAUCUCUCACUCCAUUAUGUUUGAGGAGCUGCCCUGUGUUAACCGUAUCCUCAAGCUGUGCACAGACAUCUUCCUGGUCAGGGAGACCGGAGAGCUAGAGCUGGAGGAGGAGCUCUACUCCAAACUCAUCUUCCUCUACCGCUCACCAGAGACCAUGAUUAAGUGGACAAGAGACAAGCUAUCAAGUGACAAUCGCUAG
Coregonus sp. 'balchen' is the source of this 53532-nucleotide messenger RNA. Lineage: Eukaryota; Metazoa; Chordata; Actinopteri; Salmoniformes; Salmonidae. The record is from the annotation of a GenBank genome assembly.